CAACUAUGUUAGCACUUCUGAGCAGUCGUGCAUUCCCCGCCUCGCCUCGGGUGUAGGGAUUGCAAAAAACAAAACUACACUGUCAAGACUGUGUAGUUUUGUUUUUAUGGUUAGAGGCUCAUCAAUUCUCAUGCUGGGAUUGUCUAAAAAAAUCUUACUCUGGAUAAGGACGUCGUUCAAGAAGAUUUCGUUGGGCUUAGCCCACUCCUACAGGCACUUUGAGAUCUCAGAGUGCCUGUAAAGAUGACAACGAAAGCGCCAACAUUUACGCAGCCGUUACAAAGUGUUGUGGCACUGGAGGGUAGUGCCGCAACCUUUGAGGCUCAUAUUAGUGGUUUCCCAGUUCCUGAGGUGAGCUGGUAUCGGGAUGGCCAGGUUCUCUCUGCUGCAACUCUGCCCGGAGUGCAGAUCUCGUUUAGUGAUGGCCGCGCUAAACUAGUGAUCCCCUCCGUGACAGAAGCAAACAGUGGAAGAUAUACCAUACAAGCCACCAAUGGAUCUGGGCAAGCAACUAGUACUGCUGAGCUACUUGUUACAGCUGGAACUGCACCGCCAAACUUUUCACAACGACUACAGAGCAUGACUGCAAGGCAGGGAAGUCAAGUUCGACUUGAUGUGAGAGUGACUGGAAUCCCUACACCUGUGGUGAAGUUUUAUCGGGAUGGAGUAGAAAUCCAAAGCUCCCCCGAUUUUCAAAUUUUACAAGAAGGAGACCUUUACAGCCUAAUAAUUGCAGAAGCAUAUCCUGAAGACUCCGGCACUUAUUCAGUAAAUGCCACAAAUAACGUGGGACGUGCUACUUCAACAGCUGAACUGCUGAUUCAAGGUGAAGAAGAAGCCGUUCCUGCUAAAAAGACAAAAACAAUUGUUUCGACUGCUCAGAUUUCACAAACAAGACAAGCCAGAAUUGAAAAGAAGAUUGAAGCCCACUUUGAUGCCAGAUCACUUACAAGUGUUGAAAUGGUCAUAGAAGGUGCAGCAGCCCAACAGCUCCCACACAAAGCACCUCCACGAAUGCCUCCUCGACCUACAUCAAAAUCACCAACUCCACCAGUAAUUACUGCAAAAGCUCAAAUGGCACGACAGCAGUCACCAUCACCUGUAAGACAAUCACCAUCACCUGUAAGACAUGUCAGAGCACCAACACCCUCACCAGUAAGGUCCGUUUCUCCUGCUGGAAGAAUCUCUACUUCUCCUAUUCGACCAGUGAAAUCUCCAUCACCAAUCCGUAAAGCACAGGUAGUGACACCUGGGGCUGAAGUCCUUCCUCCUUGGAGGCAGGAAGGAUAUUCUGCAACCGCUGAAGCCCAGAUGAAGGAAACCAGAUUAUCCACAAGUGCUACUGAAAUAACAACUGAAGAAAGAUGGGAAGGGAGAUACGGGCUGCAAGAACAAGUUACUAUUAGUGGUGCCGCUGCUGGUGAGGUUGCAGCUGCUGCUAAAGAGGUGAGAAGGGACAGUGAAAAAACAGCAGCUGUUGCUACGGUUGUUGCUGCUGUGGAUCAAGCCAUGGUGAGAGAACCAGCUCCAAGUGUUGUAGAGCAAGCUGCUAAAAGGACAGCAAUGACUGCAGUCCAUGUUCAGCCUGUUCAGGAGCAGAUGAGAAAGGAGGCAACGGUACUAGUUACCAGUGAUAAAGCUACAAAACAAACAGUAAUAUCAAGAACUAGAGAAGGAAUUGUUACUUCACAAGAACAAAGGCACAUCUCUCGUGAAAAGGUAAGAAAAGAACCAGAGAAAACUCCAGUACCCACAGUAAUAAUUGCCACAGACAAAGCCAAAGAACAAGAGAGAAUAUCAACAGCUAGAGAAGAAAUAUCAGCCCGACAUGAGCAAGUACAUGUUUCUCAUGAACAAAUAAGAAGGGAAGAUGUGAAACCCUCUGUACCAAAGGUGGUGAUUACCACUGAUAAACCUAAAGCUCCAGUCUUAAUAUCAAAAAGUAAAGAAGGAAUUGCAACCAAACAAGAACGUGUGAGCAUAAGCCAUGAAAAGAUUAAAAAGGAAGCUAAGAAAACUACUGUAGUUCCGAAAAUAAUUGCACCAGUCACAGUGUCCAGAACUAGAGAAGAAAUUACAGCCAAGCAAGAAAAAAUGCAUCUAGCUUAUGAUCAGAUUGAAGCUGGAAAAAGGGCUGAAGCUGUAGCUACAGUUGUUGCAGCCGUUGAUCAGGCGCGUGUUAGAUCACCUUGGGAGACAGAGCAAGUAGAUGAAACUCAUGUCAAGCACAAAACUUUGGAAUAUGGCUAUAAAGAGCAUGCUGUAAAAGACCAUGAGGCACAAGCAGAACACCAUGUUGCUACUAAAGAAGUUAAAACGGUCUACAUUCCUCCUGAGAAACAUAUUCCAGCUGCUGAAAAGAAGGAAGUUCAUGUAUCAACAGAGAUUAAAAGAGAAACAGAAGCCAAGAUUGAGAAGACAAUCCACAUAGAACACCCGCGACCCCGCACAGCAAGUCCUCACUUCACUGUCUCCAAAAUUGCUGUUCCUAAACCAGAUCAUACGUAUGAGGUUUCAAUAGCAGGAUCUGCUAUGGCUACUCUGGAAAAGGAGUUAUCUGCUACUUCUGCUGCACAAAAGAUUACCAAGCCUGUGAAACCACCUCAGCUAAAGCCGCAUGAAGUCAAGAUAAAACCAGAGUCAGCUCCUCCACAGUUUCCCUUCACAGAGGUCGCUGAUACCUAUAAAACUCAUUAUGAUGUUGAGACGAAAAAAGAGGUGGAUGUAAGCAUUAAAGGUGAAGCAGUGCGGGAGGAUCACCUGCUGUUGCGGAAAGAGGGUGAAGCAAAGGUGACAGAAACUGCCAGAGUUCCUGUGCCUGCAGAAAUUCCUGUGACUCCGCCCACCUUAGUCUGGGGUCUCAAAAAUAAGACUGUGACUGAAGGUGAGUCUGUCACUCUGGAGUGCCAUAUCUCUGGUCACCCUCAGCCUACUGUGACGUGGUACAGGGAAGACUACAAGAUAGAGAGCUCAAUGGACUUCCAGAUCACUUUCAAAGCAGGACUUGCUCGCCUUGUGAUUCGUGAAGCCUUUGCAGAAGACAGUGGAAGAUUUACCUGCACUGCUACCAAUAAGGCUGGGAGUGUCAGCACAUCUUGCCACUUGCAUGUGAAGGUUUCAGAAGAAACUGAGACUAGAGAAACCAUUUCUGAGAAGGUUGUUACAGAAGAGAAAAGCUAUGUGGAGACAAAGGAUGUUGUAAUGGAAGAUGUCUCUGCCGAGGAAGUAUCGGGAGAACCCGUACCUCCUUUCUUCAUAAGAAAACCUGUAGUACACAAAUUAAUUGAAGGUGGGAGCAUUAUUUUUGAGUGCCAAGUAGGGGGCAACCCAAAGCCACAUGUCCUCUGGAAAAAAGGUGGAGUUCCUCUUACGACUGGCUACAGAUACAAAGUAAGUUAUAAACGAGAAACUGGGGAAUGCAAACUUGAAAUUUCCAUGACCUUUGCCGAUGAUGCCGGAGAAUACACUAUUGUCAUUCGUAACAAAUUUGGAGAAGCUUCUGCAACGGUCUCCUUACUAGAAGAAGCUGAUUAUGAGGCCUACAUAAAAUCCCAACAAGAAAUGAUGUACCAAACUCAAGUGACUGCAUAUGUCCAGGAACCUAAAGUGGCUGAGGUAGCCCCACCUAUUUCAUAUGGUGACUUUGAUAAAGAAUAUGAAAAAGAACAAGCCUUAAUUAGGAAGAAAAUGGCCAAAGAUACAGUGGUGGUCAGAACUUUUGUGGAAGAUGAGGAAUUCCACAUUUCUUCUUUUGAAGAAAGACUUAUCAAGGAAAUUGAACUCAGAAUUAUUAAGACAACCUUAGAUGAGCUCCUCGAGGAAGAUGGAGAGGAGAUGAUGGUUGAUAUUUCUGAAUCUGAAGCAACUGAAGCAGGAUUUGAUUUAAGAUUAAAGAAUUACAGAACCUUUGAAGGCACUGGUGUUACUUUCCAUUGUAAGACAACUGGAUAUCCAUUGCCAAAGAUUGCAUGGUACAAAGAUGGUAAGCGCAUAAGACAUGGGGAGCGCUACCACAUGGAAGUUCUGCAAGAUGGUAGUGCCAGUCUGCGUUUGCCUGUUGUUUUACCUGAAGAUGAAGGAAUCUACACAGUCUUUGCCAGUAACAUGAAAGGAAAUGCCAUUUGCUCAGCAAAGCUGUAUGUUGAGCCCCUUGCACCCACAGCAACUCCAGGUUAUAUGCCAGGACCAGAAGUUAUGAGAAGAUACAGAUCUAUUUCUCCACGCUCUCCUUCUCGUUCUCCUGCACGCAGCUCUCCUUCUCGUUCUCCUGCACGCAGAUUAGAUGAAACUGAUGAAGGACAACUAGAGAGACUAUAUAAGCCAGUUUUUGUGCUGAAACCUACAUCAGUCAAAUGUUCACAGGGGCAGACAGCAAGAUUUGACUUAAAAGUUGUUGGCAGACCUAUGCCAGAGACAUAUUGGUUCCAUAAUGGUCAACAAGUGGUUAAUGACUACACCCAUAAAAUAGUGAUUAAAGAAGAUGGUACCCAGUCAUUGAUCAUUGUUCCUGCUAUGCCUGAGGAUUCUGGUGAAUGGGCUGUAAUUGCUCAGAAUAGGGCAGGCAAAGCUUCUGUUACAGUCACACUGUCUGUGGAAGCUAAGGAGGAUCUAGUCAGACCACGCUUUGUGGAAAGGCUCAAGAAUGUUAGUGUAAAAGAGGGCUCUAGACUGCACAUGUCUGUGAAAGCAACUGGCAACCCUAAUCCUGACAUUGUGUGGUUGAAGAAUAGUGACAUCAUUGUACCACACAAAUAUCCCAGAAUAAAGAUUGAGGGAACAAAAGGGGCUGCUGCCCUUAAAAUUGAAUCCACCGUCAGGCAAGAUGCUGCAUGGUAUACAGCUACUGCCAUCAACAAAGCUGGGCGGGACACUACUAGGUGCAAGGUGAAUGUUGAAGUUGAACAUGCUGAACCAGAACCAGAAAGAAGAUUAAUCAUUCCAAAAGGGACUUACAAAGCCAAGGAGAUUGCAGCACCAGAGUUAGAGCCCCUCCAUUUGCGUUAUGGUCAAGAGCAGUGGGAGGAGGGGGAUCUUUAUGACAAAGAAAAGCAACAGAAACCAUUUUUUAAGAAGAAGCUCACAUCGUUAAGGCUGAAGCAAUUUGGACCAGCGCAUUUUGAGUGCAGACUUACACCAAUUGGUGACCCAACUAUGGUGGUGGAAUGGUUGCAUGAUGGCAAACCAUUGGAAGCAGCUAACAGACUCCGGAUGAUUAAUGAGUUUGGGUACUGUAGCCUGGACUAUGGAGUAGCCUAUUCCAGAGAUAGUGGUGUGAUCACUUGCAGGGCAACUAACAAAUAUGGUACAGACCAUACAUCUGCUACCCUGAUUGUGAAGGAUGAGAAAAGUCUUGUGGAAGAAUCUCAAUUGCCAGAAGGCAGAAGAGGAAUGCAGCGAAUUGAAGAGUUAGAAAGAAUGGCACAUGAAGGUGCUCUUCCUGCAGUUGCUAUGGAUCAAAAGGAGAAACAAAAGCCAGAGCUUGUUUUGGUUCCUGAGCCUGCAAGAGUCUUGGAGGGUGAAACAGCACGAUUCCGCUGCCGUGUCACUGGUUAUCCUCUUCCCAAGGUCAACUGGUACCUUAACAGUCAGCUCAUUCGUAAGAGCAAAAGGUUUAGACUCCGUUAUGAUGGAAUCCACUACCUGGAUAUUGUGGACUGCAAAUCAUAUGACACAGGUGAGGUGAAAGUCACUGCAGAGAAUCCAGAAGGCUUUAUUGAACAUAAGGUGAAACUUGAGAUCCAGCAGAGAGAAGACUUCAGAUCAGUUCUUCGUCGGGCUCCUGAACCCAGGCAUGAACCUGUAGUGACAGAGCCUGGAAAACUUCUCUUUGAGGUACAGAAGAUAGACAAGCCUGCUGAGGCAACAACCAAAGAGGUAGUGAAACUUAAAAGAGCUGAAAGAAUCACACAUGAGAAACUGUCAGAGGAAUCUGAGGAGCUGCGUAGUAAGUUCAAGCGAAGGACAGAAGAGGGCUAUUAUGAAGCCAUCACUGCUGUGGAACUUAAGUCUCGCAAGAAGGAUGAAUCAUAUGAGGAGAUGCUAAAAAAGACAAAAGAAGAACUUCUUCACUGGACCAAAGAGAUCCCAGAGGAAGAAAAGAAAGCCCUUCCUCCUGAAGGCAAAAUCACCAUUCCAACGUUCAAACCAGAGAAGGUUGAACUUAGUCCAAGUAUGGAAGCUCCAAAGAUAUUUGAACGAAUUCAAAGCCAGACUGUAGCCCAAGGCACAGAUGCCCACUUCCGUGUGAGAGUGGUAGGGAAACCAGACCCUGAGUGCCAGUGGUUCAGAAAUGGUGUGCAGAUUGAAAGGACUGAUCGUAUAUACUGGUACUGGCCUGAAGAUAACGUUUGUGAACUGGUCAUCAGAGAUGUGACUUCUGAUGAUUCAGCCAGCAUCAUGGUGAAAGCAGUCAAUAUAGCUGGUGAAACUUCCAGCCAUGCUUUCCUGUUAGUGCAAGCCAAGCAGCUAAUUAGCUUCAUCCAGAACUUACAAGAUGUUGUUGCUAAAGAGAAGGACUCCAUGGCAACAUUUGAAUGUGAGACAUCAGAACCCUUCGUGAAAGUUAAAUGGUUUAAGAAUGGAAUUGAGAUUCAUUCUGGAGAAAAAUACAGGAUGCACUCAGACAGAAAGGCUCAUUUUCUUUCUGUACUAGCAGUAGAAAUGUCUGAUGCUGACGACUACAGCUGUGCUCUGGUAGAAGAUGAAUCAGUAAAAACUACUGCAAAGCUUAUUGUUGAAGGUGCUGUGGUUAUGUUCAUUAAAGAACUUGAGGACGUUGAAGUCCCAGAAUCCUUCACAGGGGAACUUGAGUGUGAGGUUUCCCCAGAAGACAUUGAGGGGAAAUGGUAUCAUGGUGAUGUUGAACUCAGUUCCAAUCAUAAAUAUGUGCUUGCAUCCCGUCGUGGUCGCCGAAUCCUCACUAUUAAAGAUGUUAAUAAAGAUGAUCAAGGAGAGUAUAGCUUUGUUGUUGAUGGGAAGAGGACUCACUGCAAACUAAAGAUAAAGCCUCGUCCCAUGACUAUUCUUCAAGGACUUACUGAUCAAAAAGUCUGUGAGGGAGAUAUUGUACAACUUGAAGUUAAGGUCUCUCUAGAAAAUGUGGAAGGUGUCUGGAUGAAAGAUGGUCAUGAAAUUCAGUCAAGUGAUCGUAUUCAUAUCGUGUUGGAUAAACAGUCACACAUGUUGUUGAUAGAAGAUGCAACAAAAGAAGACAGUGGAACUUACUCCUUCAGCAUUCCUGGUCUUGAACUAUCAACCACUGGACAAGUUACUGUGUACAGUGUGGAAAUAAUAGUUCCUCUGAAAGAUGUUCAUGUAGUUGAAGGAACAAAGGCUAUCCUUGAAUGCAAAGUUUCAGCACCAGAUGUAACUUCCUCCAAAUGGUACCUAAAUGAUCAUCAGAUAAAGCCUGAUGAACGUGUACAAGCUGUGUGUAAAGGCACUAAACAGAGGCUAGUGAUUGCCAGAACCCAUGCAUCAGAUGAAGGACAUUACAAGUUAAUGGUUGGCAAAGUCGAAACAAGUUGCAACGUCACAGUUGAAGAAAUUGAGAUUAUCAGAGGUCUUCAUGACAUCACCUGCACUGAAACACAGAAUGUAUCUUUUGAGGUUGAGCUCUCCCAUUCAGGGAUUGAUGUAAUUUGGCAUUUCAAAGGGCAAGAGAUCAAGGCUGGUCCUAAAUACAAAAUUGAAGCACAUGGCAAAAUAUAUAAAUUGACAGUGGUGAAAAUGAUGAAAGAUGAUGAAGGAGAAUAUGUAUUUUAUGCUGGAGGGAAGAAAACAUCUGGAAAAUUGAUAGUGGCAGGAGGUGCCAUUUCAAAGCCUCUCAGUGACCUGACUGUAGCUGAGUCCCAGAGAGCUGUUUUUGAAUGUGAGGUGGCAAAUCCUGAAUCAGAGGGCCAGUGGCUAAAAAAUGGUAAACCAUUACCCAGGACAGAUCAGUAUCGUACUGAAACUGAUGGUGUUAAGAGGAGACUUAAUAUCCCUGCCACAAAGAUGGAUGAUAUGGGUGAAUAUAGCUAUGAAAUAGCAAGCUCAAAGACGUCUGCUAAACUGCAUGUCGAAGCUGUUAAGAUAAAGAAGACUCUUAAGAACUUGACUGUGACAGAAACACAGGAGGCAGUGUUCAGCGUAGAACUUACUCACCCUGAUGUGAAAGGAGCUCUGUGGAUUAAAAAUGGUGUUGAACUUGAAUCAAAUGACAAAUAUGAAAUUUCAGUGAAAGGAACAAUUCACACACUGAAAAUCAAGCACUGUGUUGUCACUGAUGAGUCUGUUUAUAGCUUUAAGCUUGGAAAGAUAGGAGCAAAUGCCAGACUUCACGUUGAAACUGUCAAGAUUAUCAAGAAGCCAAAGGAUGUGACUGCUUUGGAAAAUGCUGUUGUUUCCUUUGAACUGAGUGUAUCCCAUGAUACUGUACCAGUUCGCUGGUUCCACAAAAAUGUUGAGCUGAAACAAAGUGAUAAAUACAAGAUGAUAUCACAAAGGAAAGUCCACAAGCUGAUGCUGCAUAAUAUAUCUCCUGCUGAUGCUGGAGAAUAUACAGCUUUUGUUGGACAACUUGAGUGUAAAGCAAAACUAUUUGUGGAAACCAUACACAUCACAAAGACCAUGAAAAGUAUUGAGAUCCCUGAGACCAAAACUGCCUCUUUUCAAUGUGAAGUUUCUCAUUUCAACGUACCUGCUGUCUGGUUGAAAAAUGGUGUGGAGAUUGAAAUGAGUGAAAAGUUCAAAAUAGUGGUCCAGGGGAAACUCCAUCAGCUGAACAUCAUGAACACAAGCAGUGAAGAUUCUGCAGAAUAUACGUUUGUCUGUGGAAAUGACAGAGUCAGUGCAACUCUGACCGUAAAACCCAUCCUAAUUACCUCCAUGCUCGAAGACAUCAAUGCUGAAGAGAAAGAUACAAUCACAUUUGAAGUUACUGUUAACUAUGAAGGUAUCUCAUAUAAAUGGCUGAAGAAUGGGGUGGAAAUAAAAUCUACUGACAAAUGCCAGAUACGAACAAAGAAGCUCACACACUCACUCUCCAUAAGGAAUGUGCAUUUUGGUGAUGCUGCAGAAUACACAUUCGUUGCUGGAAAAGCAGCUUCAUCAGCCACUUUAUAUGUGGAAGCUCGUCACAUUGAAUUUAGGAAGCAUAUUAAAGAUAUUAAGGUUGUGGAGAAGAAGAGAGCCAUUUUUGAAUGUGAAAUUUCAGAACCUGAUGUUCAGGUCCAGUGGAUGAAGGAUGGACAAGAACUUCAGAUUGGUGAGAGGAUGAAAAUUCAGCGGGAGAAAUAUGUCCAUCGUCUUAUCAUUCCUUCCACGAAAAUGUCUGAUGCUGGUCAGUACACUGUAGUAGCAGGUGGAAACACAUCCAGUGCCAAUUUGAUAGUGGAAGGUCGUGACGUUCGAAUCAGAAGUAUCCAUAAAGAUAUUCAGGUCAUUGAGAGACAAAGAGCUGAAAUUGAAUUUGAAGUUAAUGAAGAUGACAUUGAACCACAGUGGUACAAGGAUGGCAUUGAGAUCAACUUCCAUUAUGAGGAAAGAUACAGCUAUGUGGUGGAAAGGAGAAUUCAUCGAAUGAGCAUCUCUGAAACCACUUACUCUGAUGCUGGAGAAUAUACUUUUGUUGCAGGACGGAAUAGGAGUUCUGUUGUUCUCUAUGUGAAUGCUCCGGAGCCACCUCGGAUUAUCCAGGAGCUACAGCCAACCACCGUGGAGUCGGGUAAACCUGCCCGCUUCUGUGCAGUGAUAUCAGGGAAACCCCAGCCCAAAGUUUCCUGGUACAAAGAUGAUCAACAGCUUUCUCCAGGUUUCAAGUGCAAAUUUCUUCAUGAUGCUCAAGAAUAUACGCUGUUGCUGAUUGAAACUUUCCCUGAAGAUUCAGCUGUGUACACAUGUGAAGCCAAAAAUGACUAUGGAGUUGCCACAACUUCAGCUUCACUUUCAGUGGAAAUCCCAGAAGUUGUUUCUCCUGAGCUAGAGGUACCAGUGUAUCCACCUGCUGUCAUGGUACCACUUCGUGAUGCUGUUACAUCCGAGGGACAGUCCGCUCGUUUUCAGUGCAGAGUUACAGGCACAGAUCUGAAAGUCUCUUGGUAUAGCAAAGACAGAGAGAUCAAGCCAUCACGUUUCUUUAGAAUGACUCAGUUUGAAGACACUUACCAGCUGGAGAUUGCUGAAGCUUAUCCAGAGGAUGAAGGCACCUACACCUUUGUAGCAAGUAACUCCGUGGGCCAAGUGACAAGCACUGCCACCCUGAAGUUGGAAGCUCCUGAAAAAAUUAUGUAUGAGAAGCUAGAGGAAGAGAUUGAAAUGGAAGUGAAAGACAUCUCUAGUUCUCUUACUGUGUCUUCUGAGGAAGGAAGAAGUGAAGGCUACAGCAGCAGCCUUCAGUUGCCCGAUAGAGAAAAAACACUUGAAUUUGAGUCUGAAAAACCAGUUUACUCCAGUCAAAGCAAGCAGAAAAUGGAGGAGGGGGGCAGUGCACCUGUUUUCCUCAGACAGGUCUCAGAUGUUGAAGUCUGGCAGGGAGAUGUAGCUAGGCUGUCUGUUACUGUUACUGGAAGCCCCACACCCAAAAUCCAGUGGUUUUUCAAUGGUGUGAAGCUAACCCCCUCCACAGAUUGUAAAUUAGUGUUUGCUGGAAAUGACCACAGCCUCAUCCUCCCCUAUGCAGGCAUGCAGGAUGAGGGCAAGUACACGUGCACAGCCAGCAAUGUGCAUGGUGAGGCCACGUGCAGUGCCCACCUCCACGUGCAGCAGCGGGCACAAGGGGCCCCUUGCUUUGCCAGGGUACCAGAGAGUGUGCAGUGUGCACCAGGUUUCACCGCUGUCUUUGAGUACACUGUAGCUGGGCAGCCAUGCCCUGAUGUGGAGUGGUUCAAGGGGAACGAGCAACUUUUCUUGGAUGCACGUUCCUUUGUGGCUCACCAUCCUGAUGGCUCAGGCUCCCUGACAGUGCAGGAGUGCACUGAGGAGGACACUGGGCUGUACAUCUGCCGAGCAGUGAAUUCACUGGGUGAGGCUGUAUGCUCUGCUGAGCUCCUUGUGCUGCCUGAGGAGCAUCUUGUGUGCAAUCAGAGUCCAGCCUUGCAGCACUCCAUGGUGACAGAGGACCAAAGUCCUACGUCCUAUGAGGAGGCCAGCGAGCUUCCCACUGCAGAAAGAGCCCUUAGCCUUGAGCCCAUGAGGGAACCCCAGGCUCUCCUCCAGCUCCAGAUGAGCCAGAUGGAGCACAUGCUGCCCAAGGAGGGCAUAUUACCUAGCCUGCCACCAACCUGCCUUGCUGUGCAGGGUGUUGAAGAAAUGCUGACCCAGGCAGCCACAACGCAGGAGAACAACAAGCUUCUGGCGGAGCUGGUUCAGACCCUCCCUGGUGGCCCCCAAAGUGUUUCACCUGAAGUGGCAACUGAAACACCACUGCCAGGCUGCCUUGGAACUGUGGCUGCACAGAUGUUCUUGCCCAAAGAGCAAGUCAUCCCAGAGGAGUUAGAACAGAUGGCUGCUCUGAAGACAGAAGUUUCCCAAGCCUUUCAACAGGUAUCAAGCACCACUGAGAGCUAUGUCAUGUAUGGUGACCACUUUCAAGUCGUAGAAGGCUUCCAGGCAAUGCAAGGAGAGCUAAAGGCUGAACCCAGAUUUCCCUCUGAAUUGACGUGCACAGAGGGUCAUGCUGUCCCCCUGGAGAACAUUUCUGCCCUGGAAGUGGCAGAGGAAGAUUUUGCUGCAAGAAUCCGUGAGGGACAGGCUGUGAGAUUUCCCUUACUACUAGAAGAAAACCAGCCUUUGGAGGAAGAACACGUUAUCAGUCUUGCUAGCCCACUUAAGCAGUAUUCCAAGGUAGGAAGACAGCCCUGUGAAAUGAUGUAUGCUAGCCAGUUCUGGACAAGCCAAGCCUUUACCAAAGAGAGCCAGCUCACUUAUCAGGUUCCCAAGAGCUGUCACCUAGAUAUAAAGUCCCAAAUCAGAGAUGCACUAAAAGCUGCAGUGGUAAGUGAGCAAAACCUCUUGUUUUCAGAGUGGUUGGCUGAUAAAGAAAGCAUUGAAGUACAGGCACUAAAAAUCACCAAGGAACAUAAAUAUGCCUUGUGCACCUAUGUUGUGACCGCAGGAGGACUCAAUCCCAUUGAAAUUCCAGUCUCUCUUGCAGAAGUCGACAUUGAGAUAGCUGACCAGAAAAAAGUAUUAAAGGAGGCUUUCUAUUCUCUUAUUUAUGAAGAAAAGCACCUCUUGACAGAUGAAAAACCUGAAGCAUUGCCAAGCCCUCCUCAUUCACUUAACUCAGGAAAAUCCAUUGAUGAAGCUUCUGAGCUGGAGCCCCAGCAGGCUGAGAGAACUAUAGAGGCAGAAAUACCCUUGGAACAGCCUUUAUCUGCUGAAGUAGUCAACAUUCUGAUGGAACAUGGCCAAAUCAAGGAUGUGGGGGCAGCGGCAGCCACUGCUGAUGUAGCCCCUGCAGGCGUUCCUGUUGAGAAACCCACAGAAAUACUGAAAAGGAAGGAGAAAAGGGAAAAAAUACAUGAGGAGGAGGGCAGAGAGGGUCUGGAAACUAAAGGUGUGAAUCUAGAGGAUGAGCUGAGUAAAGAGAAUUACCCUAUCAUACACAGCAAGCUGGUUAACACUAUUGUGGAGGAAGGGGAGAGUGUCACUCUGGUAUCUGUCAUAACAAAUGUCAGAGAGGUGAAUUGGUACUUUGACGGUAAACUGGUGUCUUCAGGCAACAAAUUCAAGUGUUUGCAAGAUCAAGACACAUACAAAUUAGUGAUCAGCCAAGUGUGUGGGGAGAUCCACCAAGGAGAGUACACUUGUGAGGCACUGAAUCAAGGUGGAAAAAGAACAACAACAGCAAAGCUCACAGUUGUUAAAAGAGUUGCACCAAUCCUGAGAAGAAGGCUUGAACCUCUGGAGGUGGCCGUAAACCACGUGGCCAAGUUUACCUGUGAAGUAGAAACUACUCCUAAUGUCAAGUUCCAGUGGUACAAAGCUGGCCGAGAGAUCUAUGAUGGGGACAAAUACUCAAUUCGCUCCUCCAACUACCUUUCCACGCUGGAGAUCCCAAGGCCUCAGGUUGUUGACUGUGGAGAGUAUAGCUGUAAGGCUUCCAACCAGCAUGGCAGCGUAAGCUCUACAGCCUUUUUAACAGUAACUGAACCGCCAAGGUUUAUUAAGAAACUAGACUCUUCAAGACUUGUGAAACAACAUGAUUCCACUAGGUAUGAGUGCAAAGUAGGUGGAUCUCCCGAAAUUAAAGUCACCUGGUACAAAGGAGAAACUGAGAUCCAUCCAAGUGAAAAAUAUAGCAUGUCCUUUGUGGAUUCAGUGGCAGUCCUUGAAAUGCACAACCUCAGUGUUGAAGAUGCUGGUGACUACAGUUGUGAAGCCCAGAACCCAGCUGGUAGUGCUAGCACCAGCACCUCACUGAAAGUGAAAGCACCCCCUGCUUUUACCAAGAAGCCUCAUCCAGUCCAGACCUUGAAAGGGUCUGAUGUUCAUCUGGAAUGUGAGCUUCAGGGCACACCUCCAUUCCAGAUUUCAUGGUAUAAAGACAAGCGAGAAAUUCGAAGCAGCAAGAAAUACAAGGUCAUGUCUGAGAACUACCUUGCUAGCAUUCACAUUCUCAAUGUGGAUACUGCAGAUGUUGGUGAAUAUCACUGUAAAGCUGUAAAUGAUGUGGGAAGUGACUCCUGCAUUGGCUCUGUAACACUGAGAGCACCACCAACCUUUGUGAAGAAGCUGAGUGAUAUCACUGUUGUGGUUGGGGAGACAAUUGAACUACAAGCUGCAGUUGAAGGAGCACAGCCCAUUUCUGUUCUGUGGUUAAAAGACAAAGGGGAGAUCAUUAGAGAAAGUGAAAAUCUUUGGAUUUCCUAUUCAGAAAACGUUGCAUCUUUGAAGAUUGGAAAUGCAGAGCCAGCCAAUGCUGGGAAAUACAUUUGUCAGAUAAAAAAUGAUGCCGGAUUUCAGGAAUGCUUUGCCAAACUAACAGUGCUCGAACCUGCAGUCAUUGUAGAGAAGCCUGGCCCAGUGAAAGUUACAGCUGGAGACUCUUGUACUCUGGAAUGCACAGUAGAUGGCACACCAGAGCUUACUGCUAGGUGGUUUAAGGAUGGGAAUGAAUUGUCUACUGACCAUAAAUACAAAAUCAGUUUCUUCAACAAAGUAUCUGGGCUUAAGAUCCUCAAUGCAGGACUAGAAGAUAGUGGAGAAUAUACUUUUGAGGUGAAAAACAGUGUUGGUAAAAGCAGCUGCACUGCUUCAGUGCAAGUUUCAGAUCGUAUUAUACCACCUUCUUUCACAAGAAGACUGAAAGAAACAUACGGUCAGCUGGGUUCUUCUGCUGUUCUGGAGUGCAAAGUUUAUGGGUCACCACCCAUUCUUGUUUCCUGGUUUCAUGAUGGACAGGAGAUUACCAGUGGAGACAAAUAUCAGGCUACCCUUACAGACAAUACUUGUUCUCUGAAAGUUAAUGAGCUUCAGGAAUCUGAUAUGGGAACUUAUUCAUGUACAGCUACUAAUGUAGCUGGAUCUGAUGAAUGCAGCACAUUUUUGAGUGUUAGAGAGCCACCAUCUUUUGUGAAGAAACCUGAACCACUUAAUGUUCUAUCUGGAGCAAACAUCACAUUUACAAGUAUCGUGAGAGGCUCUCCUCCACUGGAAGUUAAAUGGUUUAGAGGUAGCGUUGAGCUAGCACCAGGACACAAAUGCAACAUUACCUUGCAAGACUCCAUUGCAGAAUUGGAGCUAUUUGAUGUACAGCCACUUCAGAGUGGAGACUACACGUGCCAGGUCUCUAAUGAGGCAGGGAAGAUUUCUUGCACAACACAUCUUUUUGUCAAAGAACCUGCGAAGUUUGUGAUGAAGGUGAAUGAUUUAAGUGUAGAGAAAGGAAAAAAUUUAAUCUUGGAAUGCACAUAUACGGGUACUCCACCAAUUUCAGUGACGUGGAAGAAAAAUGGAGUAAUAUUAAAACAAUCUGAAAAGUGUAGCAUCACCACUACAGAAACUUCUGCCAUACUGGAAAUCCCUAAUAGCAAACUGGAAGAUCAGGGGCAGUAUUCUUGCCAUAUUGAAAAUGACUCUGGGCAAGAUAAUUGUCAUGGUGCAAUUACAAUACUAGAACCACCUUACUUCGUUACACCUUUGGAGCCAGUGCAGGUGACUGUUGGGGAUUCUGCGUCCUUACAGUGCCGGGUUGCUGGAACACCAGAAAUGAUUGUGUCAUGGUACAAAGGGGAUACAAAGCUGAGAGGAACAGCUACUGUGAAAAUGCACUUUAAAAACCAAGUUGCCACUCUGGUCUUCAGCCAAGUGGACAGCGGUGACAGUGGGGAGUACAUCUGCAAAGUAGAAAAUACUGUUGGGGAAGCUACUUCAUCUUCUUUGCUUACCGUUCAAGAGCGUAAACUUCCUCCUUCUUUUACAAGAAAAUUGAGAGAUGUUCAUGAAACUGUUGGCUUGCCGGUUACAUUUGAUUGUGGCAUUGCUGGUUCAGAACCUAUUGAAGUAUCUUGGUUUAAAGACAAUGUGCGUAUAAAAGAAGACUACAAUGUUCACACAUCCUUCAUAGAUAAUGUAGCAACUCUGCAGAUUUUGAAGACCGAGAAGAGCUUUAUGGGGCAAUAUACCUGCACAGCGAGCAAUGCUAUUGGAACUGCUUCUUCUAGUGGCAAACUUGUCCUUACAGAGGGGAAGACUCCUCCAUUCUUUGAUACCCCAAUUACACCUGUGGAUGGUAUUGUUGGAGAAAGUGCUGACUUUGAGUGUCACAUUUAUGGAACACAGCCAAUUAGAGUCACCUGGGCAAAAGAUAACCAGGAAAUUAGAACAGGAGGAAACUAUCAGAUCAGUUAUGUAGAAAACAUAGCCCAUUUGACCAUCUUGAGAGUUGACAGGGGAGACUCUGGAAAGUAUACAUGCUAUGCUAGCAAUGAAGUUGGAAAGGAUUCUUGUACAGCACAACUGAAUGUUAAAGAACGAAAAACUCCACCUACUUUUACUCGGAAACUGUCUGAAGCAGUAGAAGAAACAGAAGGGAAUGAACUUAAACUUGAGGGCCGUGUUGCUGGUUCUCAACCUCUCACUGUUUCUUGGUAUAAAAACAAUCAGGAAGUUCAUUCAAGUCCUCACUGUGAAAUAUCAUUCAAAAACAAUACCUUGCUUUUGCAUAUCAAGAGCGUAGGGCAAUCAGAUGCUGGUUUAUAUACCUGCAAGGUAUCCAAUGAAGCAGGAAGUGUGUUGUGUACAUCCUCUGUUGUUAUCAGAGAACCAAAAAAGCCUCCAGUUUUUGACCAGCCUCUUCAGCCAGCAGCAACAGAAGAAGGUGAUACCUUGCAGCUCAGCUGCCAUGUCAGAGGAUCAGAGCCAAUCCGGAUUCAGUGGCUGAAGGCAGGAAGAGAAAUAAGAGCUUCAGAAAGAUGCAGCUUCAGCUUUGCUAAUGGAGUAGCUCUUCUGGAACUUGCUGCAGUUACCAAAUCUGAUUCAGGAGAAUACGUGUGCAAAGCUUCAAAUGUGGCUGGCACUGACACUUGCAGAUCUAAAGUGACAGUUAAAGAAAAAGCAGCAGCUGCACCAGCAGCUAAGAAAGCAGACAUGGAAGGAAAACUUUAUUUUGUAUCAGAGCCUCAGAGUAUCAAAGUCAUGGAAAAGACUGUUGCAACAUUUAUUGCAAAAGUUGGAGGAGACCCAAUUCCAAAUGUUAAGUGGAUGAAGGGGAAAUGGAGGCAACUCAACCACGGUGGCCGCAUUAUAAUCCAGCAGAGAGGAGAUGAAGCCAAACUGGAAAUAAAGGACACAACAAAAACAGAUUCUGGCACGUACAGAUGUGUAGCUUUUAACCAACAUGGUGAAAUUGAGAGGAGUGUCAACCUGCAAGUUGAAGAAAGGAAGCAAGAAGUUGUUGAAGAGGAUGUCAGGGGAAAACUGAAAAGAAUUCCAACAAAAAAGAAGGAAGAUGAAGAGCAGACUAUCGAUAUCUUGGAACUUCUCAAAAAUGUUGAUCCCAAAGAAUACGAGAAAUAUGCUCGCAUGUAUGGAAUUACAGAUUUCCGUGGCCUCCUGCAAGCUUUUGAGUUACUAAAGCAGACCAGAGAAGAAGAAAGCCAUAGAUUGGAAAUUGAGCUCACAGAAAAGGCUCAAAAAGAGGACCAGGAGUUUGAAGAACUUGUAGCAUUUAUUCAGCAACGGCUCACACAAACAGAGCCUGUUACUCUAAUCAGAGACAUCGAAAAUCAAACAGUUUUAACAGAUGAAGAUGCUAUCUUUGAAUGUGAGAUUAAAAUUAACUAUCCAGAAAUUAAGCUUUCAUGGUACAAGGGAACUCAGAAACUGGACUCCAGCGACAAAUAUGAAAUUAAAAUUGAAGGUGAUCGCCACAUACUGAAAAUCAGAAACUGCCAACUUGAAGAUCAAGGGAAUUACAGAAUAGUGUGUGGACCACACAUUGCCAGUGCUAGACUAACUGUGAUUGAGCCUGCAGUUGAACGGCAUCUUCAUGACACUACUUUCAAGGAAGGAAACACAUGCACGCUGUCUUGUCAGUUUUCUAUCCCAAAUGCCAAGUCUCAGUGGUAUAGAAAUGGGAGGCCAAUUAAGAUAGGAGGGAGAUAUUCAACACAAGUCUCCGACAAAGUGCACAAACUCAUCAUCAAGGAUGUUAGAACAGAAGACCAGGGACAGUAUACCUGCAAGCUUGACAAUCUAGAAACAACUGCUGAUCUGGCCAUUGAAGCUGAACCAAUUCAGUUCACAAAGAGCAUACAGAACAUUGUAGUAAGCGAACACCAAUCUGCUACCUUUGAGUGUGAAGUGUCCUUUGAUGAUGCAGUUGUGACAUGGUAUAAAGGCCCCACUGAACUGAGAGAAAGCCCGAAGUACAGCUUCAGAAGUGAAGGUCGUUGUCAUUAUAUGACUAUUCACAAUGUUACUGCAGAUGAUGAAGGUGUAUAUUCUGUAAUUGCUCGUCUCGAACCAAGGGGAGAAGCAAGAAGCACUGCAGAGCUCUAUCUGGUAACCAAAGAAAUCAAACUGGAGUUGAAGCCUCCAGAUGUUCCUGAUGCCAAGGUAGCAGUUCCACCUCCAAAACCAGCUGAAGAAGCUGCCCCCAUUCCUAUUCUUCUGCCCCUCAUUACACCACCAGAGGAGAAAAAGCCAGAAAAGAAAGUUCCAGUAAAGAAAGUCUCGAAAAAGGUGGUUAAAAAGGGUCCCAAGGAAAUCCCACCACCUGAAGUUCCUGAGAUACUGCCAGAGAAGCCCAAAGAGGUCAAAAUAACAUCUAUGGCAAGGAGAGAAGAGAUUCAUGAAGAAAAAAUGGAAGUAUAUGAAAAACCCAAAGAAGUUUAUGAAGAAUGGGAAGAAGAUUAUGGAGAAGAUCAUGAUUAUUAUUUCAAGGAAGAAGGUUAUGAUGAAGGAGAAGAGGAAUGGGAAGAAACUUACGAGAGAAGGGAGGUGGCUUAUGAAGAAAAACAAAUCAUUCAUGAAGAAGUGGUGGAAGUUCCUAAGAAGCCUGUGCCUGAGCGAAAGCCUGCAGCAAUUACAGCUGAAAAGAAGGAAAAGAAAGAAAUUACAGUUCAUAAAGUUGUCAAGAAACCUGUUGAUGAAAAAGUUGAGAUUACCACUCAGAGGGUUGCAGAGGAAAAACUCAAACGGGCUGAGGUUACCAAGAAAAUCCCAUCAGCAAAACCUACACCAAUGAUCGUCGAGGAAAAGGUUAUGAAAAAGGAAGUACCGACAGUAGAAAGAUGGACUGUUUCAGAAGAAAAGAUGUCAGUUUCUGUCCGCAGAGAAGAAGAGUAUUCAUAUAUCACAGAGCCUACAGAGCAUGAGAAAACAGUUGAAGAAAGAUUCUUUGAAGCUGUUUACCCAAUUGAAGCACAUAAGGAAGUUGAAGAGGAGGAAGAACGAGAGGUCAUUUCUGAAGAACUGGAGACUCAUCACGUUGAAGUGCCUGAGAUAACAAAGAGGCAUGUCCCAGAAGAAAGAAAGCCUGUUCCUGUCCCAAAAGAAGCUCCACCUGCUAAAGUGCCUGAGGUCCCUAAGAAACCUGUUCCAGAAAAGAGAGUUGCUGUUGCUAAGAAGGAGGUGUCUCCCCCAGUAAAAGUGCCAGAGGAGCCCAAAAGAGCUCCCCCUGAGAAAAAAGUUGCUGUUCCAAAAAGAGAAGCAGCUCCACCCCCUAAAGCACCAGAAGUACCUAAGAAACCAGUACCAGAAGAAAAAUUGCCUCAGAUUCCUAAACUAGAAGAGGCUCCACCUGCAAAAGUGCCUGCAGUUCCUAAGAAACCUGUCCCUAAAGAAAAGGUACCUCCUGCUGUUCCUAAAAAAGUUGAGGCUCCUCCAGCUAAAGUGCCAGAUGUGCCCAAGAAAAUUCCAGAAGAGAAAGUACCCAUCACUGUGCCAAAAAAACCAGAACCAACACCAGCCAAAGAGCCUGAAGUGCCCAAGAAAAUAGAAGAGAAAAUCAAAGUUGCUGAGCCUAAAAAGCCAGAAGUACCACCAGCUAAAGAAAAAGUUAUUAAUAUUUUUCAAGUGCCUGAGGUACCAAAGAAAGUGGUCCAAGAAGAGAUUUCAGUUAAAGUACCAAAGAAACCAGAACCUCCACCAACUAAAGUGCCUGAGGUACCCAAGAAAGUGGUUCCAGAAGAAAAAGUACGUGUUGAAGUUCCUAAGAAACCAGAACCUCCACCACCUAAAGAACCUGAGGUGCCAAAGAAGAUUGUUCCAGAGAAGAAAUUACCAGAACCUGUGGCUGUACCUGAAAAACCAGAACCUCUACCAGAGAAAGCUCCUGAAGCAAAGAAGAAAGUUGUGACAGCAAAACCUGUUGAGGCUCCACAAUUGGAACCCCCACCUGCUAAAGUUCCUGGACUUGUAAAGAAACCUCGUAGAAUAAUUCCUGAAGUUACCCCUCCACCGAAAGAAGAAGUUGUUUUGAAAAGAGUUCUUAGAAAGAAACCAGAAGAGGAAGAACCUAAACCAGAGAAAGAACCUAAACCUGAAGUUAAACCAGUACCUACACCAGUAGAAAAAAUUAAGAAACCUGAAGUCUCAGAAGUUCCCAAGAAGAAAACUGAGAUACCUGUCAUUAAAAAGGAGGAGAAACUUGUUCCUGAACCACCAAAAGAACCUAAGCAGGCAGCUAUCUCAGUUCCUGGCCCUGAACCUAAACCUGCCGUAGCUUUAAAAUCUCCAAAACCAGCAGCAGAACCAGCACCAGCUGUUACUACUGCACCAGUGACAACUCCUGUUGUUGGAAAGAAAGCAGAGGCCAAGCCAACAAAAGAAGAAACUCCAAAGGGUAUCAGCCCAGUCAAAGCCAAGAAGACACCUUCACCAGCAGAUGCAGAAAGGAGGAAACUCAGGCCAGGUAGCGGUGGUGAAAAACCUCCUGAAGAACCUCCAUUCACUUAUCAACUCAAGGCUGUGCCACUGAAGUUUGUCAAGGAGAUGAAAGAUAUAGUGCUGAAAGAAGCAGAAUCUGUUGGGUCUUCUGCAAUCUUUGAAGUCCUUAUUUCACCAUCCACUGCAAUUACCAGCUGGAUGAAAGAUGGAAGUAACAUCCGAGAGAGCCCAAAGCACAAGUUUAUUGCUGAUGGCAAAGAUAGGAAACUGCAUAUCAUUGAUGUCCAGCUGUCAGAUGCUGGUGAAUAUACUUGUGUACUACGACUAGGGAACAAAGAGAAGACCUCUACUGCCAAACUCAUUGUUGAAGAACUCCCGGUACGAUUUGUGAAAACACUUGAAGAAGAAGUCACUGUGAUUAAAGGCCAGCCACUGUACUUGACCUGUGAGCUUAAUAAAGAAAGAAGUGUGGUCUGGAGAAGGGAUGGGAAGAUCAUCAAAGACAAGCCUGGGAAAUUUGCUCUGGGUAUUAUUGGUUUGUCACAUUCCCUCACCAUCACUGAUUCAGAUGAUUCUGAUGCUGGCACCUACACUGUUACCGUGGAAGAUACUGAACUCUCAUGCUCAUCUUGUGUUAAGGUAGUAGAAGUGAUAAGAGACUGGCUAGUAAAACCUAUAAGAGACCAGCACGUAAAGCCAAAAGGAACAGCUACUUUUACCUGUGACAUUGUCAAGGAUACACCAAACAUUAAAUGGUUUAAAGGCGAUGAGGAAAUUCCUGCUGAACCAACUGACAAGACAGAAAUCUUGAAAGAAGGAAACAAAAUUUUCCUGAAAAUUAAGAAUGCUGGCCCUGCUGAUAUUGGAGAAUAUUCAGUAGAAAUUGAAGGUCGCAGAUACCCAGCUAAACUGACUCUUGGUGAACGUGAAGUUGAACUUCUCAAGCCAUUAGAGGAUGUUACAGUUUACGAGAAAGAAACAGCAAACUUCGAUACAGAAAUAUCGGAAGAAGAUAUUCCUGGUGAAUGGAAGCUGAAAGGUGAAAUCCUGCGACCUUCACCUACAUGUGAAAUCAAAGCUGAAGGAGGAAAACGCUUCCUAACUUUGCACAAGGUCAAGUUAGAGCAAGCUGGUGAAGUCCUUUACCAAGCACUUAAUGCAGUUACUACAGCUAUCCUGACGGUGAAAGAAAUUGAAUUGGACUUUGCUGUUCCCCUAAAAGAUGUCACUGUCCCUGAGAAACGCCAGGCAAGAUUUGAAUGUGUCCUUACCAGAGAAGCCAACGUUAUAUGGUCUAAAGGCACUGAUAUACUGAAGAUUGGAGAAAAGUUUGACAUCAUUGCAGAUGGAAAGAAACAUAUUCUUGUAAUCAAUGAUUCUCAGUUUGAUGAUGAAGGAGAAUACACUGCUGAAGUUGAAGGCAAGAAGAGCACCGCAAGACUGUUUGUUGAAGGUGUGAGGCUGAAGUUCAUCUCACCUCUACAGGAUCAAACAGUGAAAGAAGGAGAAACAGCUCACUUUCAGUUUGAGCUUUCUCAUGAAGACAUGCCAGUGAAAUGGUACAAAAAUGAUAAGAGACUCCAUACAAGCAGAACUGUUCUUAUUUCUUCAGAAGGAAAAGUUCAUAAACUAGAAAUGAGAGAAGUAACACUUGAUGAUAUCUCUGAAAUCAAAGCUGUAGUCAAGGACAUGAACACACAAGCAAACCUCAAAGUCUUAGAGGCUGAUCCAUACUUCACUGUGAGAUUGCAAGACUACAGUGCUCUGGAGAAAGAUGAUGUUACUCUGCAGUGUGAGCUUAGCAAAGAUGUCCCAGUAAAAUGGUACAAAGAUGGUGAAGAACUAGUUGCUUCAAGCAGAAUUUCCAUAAAAACAGAUGGCUUGCGCCGUAUCCUAACAAUCAAGAAGGCUGCAGAGGGUGACAAGGGUGUUUAUGAGUGUAGCUGUGAAACGGACAAGACAAAUUGUAACAUUGGCAUUGAGCCUCGCUUAAUUAAAGUGGAGCGCCCGCUGUAUGGAGUGGAAGUAUUUGUUGGUGAAACAGCACGUUUUGAAAUUGAGAUUUCUGAGCCUGAUGUCCACCCAAUAUGGAAACUGAAGGGAGAGACCCUAACGCCUUCACCUGAAUGUGAAAUCAUUGAAGAUGGGAAGAAGCAUAUUCUCAUCCUUCAUAACUGCAAACUAGAUAUGACUGGAGAAGUGUCUUUCCAAGCUGCUAAUGCUAAAAGUGCUGCCAAUCUGAAAGUGAAAGAAUUGCCUCUCAUCUUCAUUACUCCACUAAGUGAUGUGAAGGUCUUUGAGAAGGAUGAAGCCAAGUUUGAAUGUGAAGUGUCCAGAGAGCCCAAGACUUUCCGCUGGUUAAAAGGAACACAAGAGAUCACUUCUGAUGAAAGAUUUGAAAUAAUUUCGGAUGGGACAAAGCAUGCUCUGAUUAUUAAAUCUGUUGCAUUUGAUGAUGAGGCUAAAUAUAUGUUUGAAGCUGAAGAUAAAAGAACAAGUGCCAAGCUAAUUAUUGAAGGUAUUCGCCUGAAAUUCAUUACUCCUCUCAAGGAUGUAACAAAAAAGGAGCGAGAAACUGCAGUGUUCACAGUGGAACUCUCUCAUGAAAAUAUCCCCGUUAUCUGGUUCAAGAAUGACCAACGGUUACAUACCAGUAAAGUGGUUUCAAUGACAGAUGAUGGCAAAUUUCAUACACUCACGAUCAAAGAUCUUACUAUUGAUGAUACUUCUCAGAUUAGAGUGGAAGCUAUGGGCAAAUCCUCAGAAGCUAAACUCACUGUUCUGGAGGGAGACCCUUACUUCACUGGGAAGCUUCAGGAUUACACAGCUGUAGAGAAAGAUGAAGUGAUUUUACAGUGUGAAAUCAGCAAAGCAGAUGCCCCAGUGAAAUGGAUGAAGGAUGGAAAACCAAUUACUCCAUCAAAGAAUGUUGUUAUUAAGGCUGAUGGUAAAAAGAGAAUACUUAUACUGAAGAAAGCUUUGAAGAAAGACAUUGGACAGUAUACUUGUGAUUGUGGUACCGAUCAAACCUCUGCUAACCUCAAUAUUGAAGACAGAGAUAUUGAAAUCAUCCGUCCACUAUACAGUGUGGAGGUGAUUGAGACAGAGACUGCCCGUUUUGAUAUUGAAAUAUCUGAGGAAGGUGUCCAUGGCAAUUGGAAGCUAAAAGGAGAACCCCUGACUGAAUCACCUGACUGUGAAAUCAAGGAGGAAGGCAAAAAGCACUUUCUUACCUUGUACAAUGUACGUUUAGAUCAAGCUGGGGGAGUAGAUUUCCAAGCAGCAAAUGCCAAAUCUGGUGCUCACCUUCGAGUGAAACCUCGAGUAAUAGGCUUGCUGAGACCUCUCAAGGAUGUAACAGUGACAGCUGGGGAAUCUGCAACUUUUGAUUGUGAACUCUCUUACGAGGGAAUCCCAGUAGAGUGGUACCUGCAAGGAAAGAAACUGGAGCCCAGUGAUAAGGUUGUCACACGUGCUGAAGGGAGAGUUCACACACUUAUUCUUAGAGAUGUCAAGUUAACAGAUGCCGGAGAAGUGUCACUGACUGCAAAAGAUUUCAGAACUCAAGCAAAUCUUUUUGUGAAAGAACCCCCAGUUGAAUUUACUAAACCACUUGAGGAUCAGACUGUCGAAGAGGAGGCCACUGCAGUACUGGAGUGUGAAGUUUCCAGGGAAAAUGCAAAAGUGAAAUGGUUUAAAAAUGGAGAAGAAGUUCAUAAAACAAAGAAGUAUGAUAUCAUUUCUGAAGGCAGAGUCAGAAAACUCAUUAUCCAUGGCUGCACACUGGAUGAUGCAAAAACAUAUACCUGUGAUGCCAAAGAUUUUAAGACAUCAUGUUUUCUCAAUGUUGAACCUCUUCGUGUUGAGUUCCUGAGGCCACUAACUGAUCUUGAAGUUAAAGAAAAAGAGUCUGCUCGGUUUGAAUGUGAAAUUUCUCGGCCAGGUGUCAAGGUGAAGUGGUUCAAGGAUGGCAUUGAAAUUAGAAAAGGCAAGAAGUAUGAUAUAAUUUCCAAAGGGGCAGAACGCAUUCUUGUUAUUAGUAAAUGUCUCUUUGAUGAUGAAGCUGAAUAUGCCUGUGAAGCCAAAACAGCUAGAACUUCUGGCCUACUUACAGUGAUAGAGGAAGAAGCUGUUUUCACAAAACAUCUUCAUGAUCUUGAAGUAAAUGAAAAUGAGACUGUAAGGUUGAUCUGUGAAGUCUCAAAGCCUAAUGCUGAAGUUACUUGGUUUAAAGGAGAUGAGGAGGUGCCUGAUGGUGGUAGAUUUGAAUACAUUUCUGAUGGCCGAAAGAGAAUUCUUGUCAUACGUAAUGCUCAUCCUGAGGAUGCUGGCAAAUAUACUUGCAAACUACCAAGCUCUAGUACAACAGGAAAACUUACUGUACAUGAACUUGCUGCAGAAUUUCUUACCAGACCACAAAAUCUUGAAGUUCUUGAAGGAGACAAAGCUGAAUUUGCCUGUUCAGUAUCCAAAGAGGCAAUUACAGUACAAUGGCUGUGGGGUGACACAGUCCUGGAACCUGGUGAUAAGUAUGACAUCAUUUCAGAUGGCAAAAAGAGGACACUUGUGGUUAAAGACUCCAUUAUAGGAGAUGCAGGAAAGUACACUGUCAAGGUUGGUGAAGCUAAAGCUACAGCACGCCUGACAGUGAUUGAAAAACUCAGGAUUGUAACUCCCCUUAAGGACCAAGAAGUUAAUGAGGGUCAAGAAAUUAUCUUCAACUGUGAAGUAAAUAAAGAGGGUGCCAAAGAGAAGUGGUACAAAAAUGGCGAGGCAAUAUUUGAUAGUGCAAAAUAUAUUAUUGUCCAGAAGGAUUUAGUUUAUACUCUCCGAAUCAGGGAUACACAGUUGAAAGAUCAAGCAACAUACAGUAUCUCACUGUCAAACCACAGAGGGGAACAUGCCGAGAGCUCUGCUGCCUUAACAGUAUUAGAGGAGGAUCUUAGAAUUGUUGAACCCCUUGAAGACAUUGAGACCAUGGAAAAGAAAACUGUCACAUUCUGGUGCAAAGUCAAUCGUCUUAAUGCAACUCUCAAAUGGACAAAGAAUGGUGAAGAGAUCACCUUUGACAAGCGUGUUCUGUAUAAAAUUGAUAAAUACAAACACUCACUCAUCAUUAAAGACUGUGGCUUUAAAGAUGAAGGUGAAUACACUGUAACUGCUGGACAAGACAAAUCUGUUGCAGAACUUCUCAUCACAGAAGCACCAGCAGAUUUCAUUGAACAUCUCCAGGACCAGACCGUCACUGAAUUUGAUGAUGCUGUCUUUACCUGCCAGCUUACCAAGGAGAAAGCUAGUGUAAAAUGGUACAGAAAUGGCAGAGAAAUCAAAGAAGGCAAAAAAUAUCAGUUUGAAAAGGAUGGAAAUCUUCACAGAUUAAUCAUAAAAGACUGUAGACUAGAUGAUGAAUGUGAAUAUUCCUGUGGAGUGGAUGACAGAAAAUCUAGGGCAAGACUUUUUGUCGAAGAAAUCCCUGUGGAGAUUAUUCGACCACCACAAGAUGUUUAUGAAGCUCCUGGUGCAGAUGUGAUCUUUAUGGCUGAACUAAACAAAGAUGGUGUGGAAGUCAAGUGGCUGAGAAACAACAUGAUUAUCAUCCAAGGUGACAAACAUCAAAUGAUGAGUGAAGGAAAAGUCCAUAGGCUGCAGGUGUGCGAGAUAAAGCCUCGUGACCAAGGAGAAUACAGAUUUAUUGCUAAAGAUAAGGAAGCAAGAGCUAAACUUGAAUUAGCUGCUGCACCUAGAAUCAAGACUGGUGAUCAAAACCUAGUGGUUGAUGUUGGGAAGCCUUUAACUAUGACUGUUCCAUAUGAUGCCUACCCAAGAGCAGAAGCUGAAUGGUUGAAAGAGGAGGAAAGUCUACCAACAACAACUGUUGAUACAACAACUGACUGUACUACCUUCAAAAUUUAUGAAGCAAAGAAAUCAGAUAAAGGAAGGUACAAGGUUGUACUUCGAAACAAACAUGGACAGGCAGAAGCUUUCAUCAAUGUAAAGGUCAUUGAUGUUCCAGGGCCAGUUAGAAACUUGGAAGUCACUGAAACUUAUGAUGGUGAAGUUGGCCUUGCCUGGCAAGAACCAGAAAGUGAUGGUGGAAGUAAAAUCAUUGGCUAUGUUGUUGAAAGGCGUGAUAUCAAGCGUAAGACUUGGAUUGUGGCCACUGAUCAUGCUGAAAAUUGUGAAUACACUGUUACUGGACUUCAGAAAGGAGGUGUUGAGUACCUCUUCCGUGUAAGCGCACGGAACCGAGUGGGUACUGGUGAACCAGUAGAAACAGAGAGACCUGUGGAAGCUAAAAGCAAAUUUGAUGUUCCUGGUCCUCCUCAAAAUGUAGAAGUUACUGAUGUGAAUAGGUCUGGUGCUACGCUUACCUGGGAAGUUCCUGAGUAUGAUGGAGGAUCUCCAAUUACUGGCUAUGUUAUUGAACUGCGUAACAGAGGUUCCAUCAAAUGGGAGCCAACUAUGACCACUGGAGCUGAUGAACUGUCAGCUGUCCUGACUGAUGUUGUGGAAAAUGAAGAAUAUUUCUUCAGAGUUAGAGCUCAAAAUGUAGUUGGAGUUGGCAAACCAAGUCAUCCUACACGUGCAGUGAAGAUUAUGGACCCAAUUGAGAGACCAAGUCCUCCCAUUAACCUUGAUCAUUCAGAUCAAACAAAAACAUCAGUGCAGCUCACAUGGGAGCCUCCACUCGAAGAUGGAGGAAGUCCAAUCUUAGGAUAUAUUAUUGAAAGGAGAGAAGAAGGAACAGACAAAUGGAUCCGCUGUAACCCAAAACUAGUACCAGCGCUUACUUUUAAGGUGACUGGAUUGAAAGCAGGGUCUAGCUAUUACUACAGAGUCUCAGCAGAAAAUGCAGCUGGGGUGUCUGAUCCAGCUGAGGCUAUUGGACCAUUAACUGCAGACGAUCCUUCUGUUGGACCUACAAUGGACCUAAGUGCAUUUAAAGAUGGACUAGAAGUUAUUGUUCCAGAGCCAAUAAAGAUCCAUGUUCCUAUCACUGGCUACCCUAUUCCAACUGCCACAUGGUCUUUUGGUGAGCAAGUCUUAGAAGAAGGUGAUCGUGUAACAAUGAAGACCACUGCUGCCUUUGCAGAACUUGUAAUUACUCCAAGCGAACGUCCAGACAAGGGAAUUUAUACCUUAACAUUAGAAAACCCUGUAUCAUCUGUUUCAGGAGAAAUCAAUGUUAACGUCAUUGCUCGCCCAGGUGCUCCAAAAGAACUUAAAGUUGUAGACGUAAGCAGGAGUACAGUACAGCUGUCAUGGGAACCUCCAGAAGAUGAUGGUGGAAGUCCAGUUAUUGACUAUAUAAUUGAAAAACGUGAAGUAAGCCGGAAAACAUGGAUCAAGGUUAUGGACCAUGUCGUGGACCAAGAGUUCUCUGUACCUGACCUCAUCCAAGGGAAAGAAUAUUUAUUUAGAGUUUCUGCACGCAAUAAGUGUGGCCCAGGAGAGCCUGCAUAUAUUGAUGAACCCAUAAAUAUGUCAGCACCAGCAACGGUGCCCGAUCCACCUGAGAAUGUUAAAUGGAGAAAUCCAACUUCAAAAGGAAUCUUCCUAACAUGGGAACCUCCCAAAUAUGAUGGUGGUGCUCGCAUUAAGGGCUAUCUGGUAGAAAAAUCACAACGUGGCACAGAUAAGUGGGAGAUAUGUGGGGAGCCUGUUAUUGAAACAAAAAUGGAAGUAACAAAACUUAAGGAAGGAGAGUGGUAUGCAUAUCGGGUUAAGGCUUUGAACAGAAUAGGAGCAAGCAAGCCAAGCAAGCCAACAGAUGAUAUUCAGGCCAUUGAUGCGAAAGAGGCUCCAGAAAUUUUCUUAGAUGUGAAACUGCUCGCUGGACUCACUGUGAAAGCUGGAACUAAAAUUGAGCUGCCGGCCAAAAUAACUGGAAAGCCUGAGCCCCGAAUUACUUGGACCAAGGCCGAAAAAAUACUGAGACCUGAUGAUAGAAUCACUAUUGAAACGAAACCUGGUCAUUCUACAGUCACUAUUACAGACAGCAAGAGGAGUGACAGUGGAACCUACAUUAUAGAAGCUGUAAAUUCCAGUGGACGUGCUACAGCUGUUGUUGAAGUUAAUGUUCUUGAUAAACCUGGUCCACCAGCUGCAUUUGAUGUAUCAGAAAUCACUAAUGAAUCCUGCCUUCUGACAUGGAAUCCUCCCCGAGAUGAUGGAGGUUCUAAAAUUACUAACUAUGUCCUUGAGAAAAGAGCUACAGACAGUGAAAUAUGGCAUAAAUUGUCAUCAACUAUCAAGGACACUUCAUUCAGAGCUACCAAUUUAACUCCUCAUAAGGAAUAUGUGUUCCGAGUCAGUGCUGAGAACAUGUAUGGUAUUGGGGAGCCAGUACAGUGUAACCCCAUCAUUGCAAAAUAUUCCUUUGAACCACCAGGCCCUCCAACAGGUCUCAAGCCUAUAGAGGUUACCAAAGAUUCAGUGACCCUAACAUGGAAUGAACCAGAUGAAGAUGGUGGCAGCCCCAUUACUGGCUACUGGGUUGAGAGAUACGAUCCUGAGCAGGAUAAAUGGAUAAAAUGCAAUAAAAUGCCAGUGAAAGAUACAACAUUCAAAGUUAAAGGUCUUACAAAUAAGAAGAAAUACAAGUUCCGUGUCUUGGCAGAGAAUCUUGCAGGACCUGGAAAACCAAGCAAGGAAACAGAGCCAAUCUUAGUGAAAGACCCAAUUGAUCCACCAUGGCCCCCUGGAAAGCCAACAGUGAAAGAUGUUGGCAAAACGUCAUUAUUUCUGAACUGGACAAAGCCAGAACACGAUGGAGGGGCAAAGAUUGAGUCUUACGUCAUUGAACUGUUAAAGACUGGAACAGAUGAAUGGGUGAGAGUGGCUGAAGGAGUGCCCACAACUGAACACUUUCUCAAAGGACUUAUGGAGAAACAAGAAUAUUCAUUCCGUGUAAGAGCUGUGAACAAGGCUGGAGAGAGUGAGCCUAGUGAACCCAGUGACCCUGUGCUGUGCAAGGAGAGGCUGUUUCCUCCUUCUCCUCCUCGAUGGCUUGAGGUUAUUAAUAUUACUAAAAACACAGCAGAUCUUAAAUGGACAGUGCCAGAAAAAGAUGGGGGCUCCCCAAUUACCAACUACAUUGUUGAAAAGAGAGACGUAAGGAGAAAAGGCUGGCAGACUGUAGAUACAACAGUGAAAGAUACCAAGUACACAGUGAGCCCGCUGACUGAAGGCUCAUUGUAUGUCUUCCGUGUGGCUGCUGAAAAUGCCAUUGGGCAAAGUGACUACUGUGAAAUUGAAGAUUCAGUGCUUGCUAAAGAUACUUUCACAACCCCUGGGCCUCCAUAUGCUCUUACAGUAGUUGAAGUGACAAAAGGUCAUGUUGAUUUGAAAUGGGAACCACCUAAGAAUGAUGGUGGCAGACCAAUUCAAAGAUAUGUUAUUGAAAAGAAGGAAAAACUAGCCACCCGCUGGGUAAAAGCUGGCAAGACAGCUGGUCCAGAUUGCAAUUUCAGAGUGACUGAUGUCAUCGAAGGUAUAGAUGUACAGUUCCAGGUUCGUGCAGAAAAUGAAGCUGGCUGUGGUCAUCCCAGUGAACCAACUGAUCUCAUUCAUAUUGAAGAUCCAACAAGCCCUCCUUCACCUCCUCAGGAUUUACAUGUCACAGAUGCAGGUCGAAAUCAUAUUUGCAUUGCAUGGAAGCCACCAGAGAAGAAUGGUGGAAGUCCUAUUAUUGGGUACAACGUUGAGUUGUGUGAAGCAGGAACAGAAAAAUGGAUGCGAAUCAAUUCUCGUCCAAUAAAAGAUCUAAAAUGCAAAGUGGAGGAAGGUGUUGUUCCAGACAAGGAAUAUGUGCUGAGAGUCAGAGCAGUCAAUGCUGUUGGAGCCAGUGAGCCAUCAGACGUCUCAGAAAAAGUUGUUACCAAGGACCCGGACUGUAAUCCAACCAUUGAUCUAAAAACUCGUGAUAUUGUUGUUGUUAAAGGACAGAAAUUAAGUAUCCCUGUACCCUUCAGAGCUGUUCCAUCCCCAACAAUCACAUGGCACAAAGAUGGCAAAGAGUUAAAAGCUGGUGACAGAACAACGAUGAAGAGUGACUACACUUCUGCAUUGCUUGAAGUCAUAGAGAGUGUUCAUGCUGAUGCUGGCAUUUAUACAAUUACACUGGAAAACAAACUGGCAUCAACAACUGGCUCUGUCAACGUCAAAGUCAUUGGUCCACCUGGACAGUGUAAAGACAUUAAGGCAAGCGAAAUAACUAAGAAUUCUUGUAAGGUAACCUGGGAACCUCCAGACUUUGAUGGUGGUACUCCUAUUCUGCAUUAUGUUCUGGAACGCAGAGAAGCUGGUCGUAGAACAUAUCUCCCAGUAAUGUCUGGUGAAAAUAAACUCUCAUGGCAUGUCAAAGAUCUUAUCCCAAACAGUGAAUAUUACUUCCGUGUCAAAGCUGUUAAUAAAAUUGGAGGAGGUGAAUAUCUUGAACUAAGAAACCCAAUUAUUGCAGAAGAUCCAAAACAGCCUCCAGAUCCUCCUGUUGACCUUGAGACCCAUAAUCCAACAUCAGAAUCAGUAACUCUUACAUGGAAACCACCACUGUUUGAUGGUGGAAGCAAGAUUAUGGGCUACAUAAUAGAAAAGCUUGCUAAGGGCAAGGAUGUAUGGGAAAGAUGCAAUGAAUAUCUGGUACCUCUAUUAACCUAUCCAGUGAAAGGUCUUGAGGAAGGGAAGGAAUACCAAUUUCGUGUUCGUGCUGAGAAUGCUGCUGGUAUUAGUGAGCCUUCUCGGAUUACUCCUUUUGUGAAAGCUGUGGAUCCCAUUGAGGCUCCCAAAGUCUUCCUUGCUGCAAACCUGCAGUCUGGUCUUGAGGUGAAGAAAGGUGAUGAGAUCAUACUUGAGGCACAUAUUUCAGGAUCACCUUAUCCAUCUAUUACUUGGCUGAGGAAUGAUGAAGUUAUCAGACCAGAGGAAAUCAAAAGGAGAGUAACCACAUAUACUAGGAAGAAGAAGGGUGUAACUGAAGAAGAGGAACCUUUUCAGCUUUCGCUGCCAGAACGUAUGAGUAUUGACAACCAUAAAAAAGGAGAGUCUGUGCUAUCAAUUCGUGACUCCAUCAGAGCUGACCAUGGCACAUUUACAAUUAAAGUGGAAAAUGAUCAUGGUGUUGCAAAAGCGUCCUGUGAAGUUAAUGUGUUAGAUACUCCUGGGCCUCCAGUCAACUUUGUAUUUGAAGACAUGAGGAAAAAUUCUGUCAUUUGCAAGUGGGAGCCUCCCCUUGAUGAUGGUGGAAGUGAAAUCCUGAACUAUGUACUGGAAAAGAAAGACAACACAAAAGCUGAAAUAGGCUGGGUUACUAUCAGCUCAACACUCAGGCACUGUCAAUUCCAUGUAACAAAACUGAUUGAAGAGAAAGAAUAUCUCUUCCGUGUAUUUGCUGAAAAUAGAGUUGGAGCAGGGCCACCAUGCGUUUCAAAACCAAUGACAGCAAAAGAUCCUUUCUCUCCACCAGAUCCACCUAACAAGCCUAAUGUGGAAGAUGUUACCAGCAACAGUAUGUUGGUUAAAUGGAAUGAACCGAAAGACAAUGGCAGCCCAAUCAUAGGAUAUUGGAUUGAAAAACGUGAAAUUAAUGGCACUCAUUGGGCUCGAGUCAACAGGAAUCUUGUGAAUGCUCUGGAACUAAAAGUUGAAGGACUAUUGGAAGGAUUAACCUAUAUCUUCAGAGUUUGUGCUGAAAAUGCAGCUGGUCCUGGUAAAUUCAGUCCACCAUCAGAUCCAAAAACUGCACAGGACCCAAUAAUGCCACCUGGUCCACCCAUUCCAAGGGUUGCUGAUACAACCUCAGUUUCUAUUGAGUUAGAAUGGGAACCUCCUAUGUAUAAUGGUGGUGGAGAUAUCACUGGUUACCAUGUAUACAAACAAUUAAUGGGAACAAAAGAAUGGUCUCGUUGCACAGAGAAACCCAUUAAGGUCCGGCAGUAUACUGUGAAAGAAGUCAGAGAAGGUGCAGACUAUAAACUUCGUGUUACUGCACUUAAUGCAGCUGGUGAAGGACCACCUGGUGAAACUGAACCUGUAACUGUUGCAGAACCCCAAGAGCCUCCUACUGUUGAGCUGGAUGUUUCUGUCAAAGCAGGCAUUCAGAUCAUGGCUGGGCAAACAAUUAAAAUUCCUGCUACUGUGACAGGGCGUCCUGCUCCCACCAUUGUAUGGACUGUGGAGGAAGGCGAAUUGGACAAAGAUAGAGUUGUUAUUGAAAAUGUUGGCACAAAAUCAGAAUUAACCAUUAAGAAUGCAUUGAGAAAAGACCACGGAAGAUAUGUAAUUACUGCAACAAACAGUAGUGGUUCCAAAUCAGCGGGGACCAGAGUAGAAGUAUUUGAUGUUCCUGGACCAGUACUUGACCUAAAGCCAGUGGUCACAAACAGAAAGAUGUGCUUGCUUAACUGGUCUGAUCCUGAAGAUGAUGGAGGCAGUGAUAUCAUAGGCUUUAUUGUUGAACGGAAAGAUGCCAAAAUGCAUACAUGGAGACUAGCUAUCGACACAGAAAGAUCUAAAUGUGAUAUUACAGGUCUAGUUGAAGGGCAGGAAUAUAAAUUUCGUGUCAGUGCCAAGAACAAGUUUGGUACCGGUCCAGCUGUUGAAAUAGGACCAAUUCUUGCAGUUGAUCCAUUAGGUCCUCCAACAGCACCUGAGAGAUUCAUGUACACAGAGAGGACAAAGUCAACCAUUACACUUGAUUGGAAGCCUCCACGUAGUGACGGUGGUAGUCCUAUCUUAGGAUAUAUUGUCGAGAAGAGGAGGCAUGAUUCAAAAGACUAUGAAAGAGUGAACCCAAGGCUCUGUCCAACCACAUCUCUUCUCGUUGAAAAACUUGAUGAACUCCAUAUGUAUGAAUUCCGUGUCAAAGCUGUUAAUGAGAUUGGAGAGAGUGAACCAUCAUUGCCCCUCAAUGUAGUUAUACAGGAUGAUGAAGUACCUCCCACUGUAACAUUACGCUUAGCUGUGAGAGGAGAUACUAUCAAAGUGAAGGCAGGAGAGCCAGUUAAUAUUCCUGCUGAUGUGACUGGACUGCCAAUGCCAAAGAUUGAAUGGGACAAGAAUGAAGUUUUAAUUGACCAAACAUCCAGUGCACUUAAGAUAACAAAAGAAGAAGUAUCAAGAAGUGAGGCAAAAACUGAACUUACCCUGCCUGCAGCCACAAGAGAUGAUAAAGGCACUUACACUGUGAGAGCUACCAAUCGUCUUGGCACUGCGUUUCGCAAUGUGCAUGUUGAAGUGUAUGAUCGUCCUUCUCCACCAAGAAACCUUGCUGUUUCUGAUAUUAAAGCAGAAUCAUGCUAUUUAACAUGGGAUGCACCUCUUGAUAAUGGUGGUAGUGAAAUUACCCAUUACAUUAUUGAGAAACGUGAUGCUAGUAGGAAGAAGUCAGAGUGGGAAGAAGUCUCCAACAGUGCUGUGGACAGAAGAUAUGGGGUGUGGAAUCUUGCAACAAAUGAAAAAUACCAAUUUAGAGUCCGGGCUGUAAACAAAUAUGGAAUAAGUGAUGAAUGCCUCUCAGAAAAGGUUGUGAUUAAGGAUCCCUAUGGCCUUCCUGGACCUCCUGGAAAGCCCAAAAUUUUAGAGCACACUAGGUCAUCAAUGCUGGUGGCAUGGGAGCCUCCUUUGGACAAUGGUGGCAGCCCAAUAACUGGCUAUUGGUUGGAGAAGAGAGAGGUGGGAGGUGUCUACUGGUCACGAGUUAAUAGGGCUCCAGUAACGAAACCGUCAGUAAAGGGUUUACAGUACAAUGUGCUUCGCUUGGCUGAAGGUGUUGAAUAUCAGUUCAGAGUUAUGGCUGAAAAUCUUGCUGGAAUUGGCCCACCCAGUGAACCAUCAGAUCCUGCUUUAGCAGCAGAUCCUAUAUUUGUGCCUGGCCCACCAUCUUGUCCAGAGAUCAAAGACAAAACCAAAUCAUCUGUAUCUCUUGCGUGGAAGCCUCCACAAAAGGAUGGUGGUAGCCCAAUAAAAGGAUAUAUUGUUGAAAUGCAAGAUGAAGGUAGUACUGACUGGAAAAAGGUGAAUGAAGGAGACAAACUCUUUCCCACUUGCGAAUGUGUUAUUCCCAAUUUGAAAGAGCUCAGAAAAUACCGAUUCAGGGUGAAAGCUGUAAAUGCUGCUGGAGAAUCAGAACCAAGUCCUGCAACAUCUGACAUACCUAUCCAAGAUAUUUUAGAGGAACCAGAAAUCUUCCUUGAUAUUGGAGCACAGGAUUUUCUCUCUUGUCGUGCUGGCACAACAAUUAAAAUCCCAGCUGUUAUCAAAGGUCGUCCAGUUCCAAAAUCAUUUUGGGAAUUUGAAGGAAAAGCAAAGACAACAGCAAAGGAGGGAGGUCAUAAUGUACCUGAAGAAGCUCAGGUGGAAGCAACUGAUACACGUUCAGUGAUAAUCAUCCCUGAGUGCAACAGAAGUCAUUCGGGACGAUACAGUAUUACAGCAAAAAACAAAGCAGGACAAAAAACAGCACAUAUCAGAGUCAAUGUUCUUGAUGUCCCAGGUCCACCAAAAGACCUAAAAGUAAGUGAUAUCACAAGAGGUAGUUGCAAACUUUCAUGGAAGAUGCCAGAUGAUGAUGGCGGAGAUAGAAUCAGAGGAUAUGUUAUUGAAAAAAGAACUAUUGAUGGGAAAGCCUGGACAAAAGUCAAUGCAAACUGUGGAAGCACUUCCUUUGUUGUGCCUGAUCUCAUAUGUGGUCAAGAGUAUUUCUUCCGGGUACGUGCAGAAAACCGUUUUGGUGUUGGCCCACCUGCAGAAACUAUCCAACGAACCACAGCCAGGGAUCCAAUCCAUCCUCCUGAUCCACCUAUUAAAUUGAAGAUUGGCCUUGUAACCAAGAACACAGUGAGCUUGACGUGGAAACCUCCAAAGAAUGAUGGUGGAGCUCCUGUUACUCAUUAUAAUGUUGAAUGUCUCCAUUGGGAUCGUACUGGAGAAGUAAAAGAGACUUGGAAACAGUGCAAUAGACGUGAUGUGGAGGAAACAAAGUUUACUGUUGAGGAUCUUAUAGAAGGUGGUGAAUAUGAAUUCAGAGUCAAGGCUGUAAACAUAGCAGGUCCUAGCAGGCCUUCAGCUACUGUUGGUCCACUUGUUGUCAAAGACCAAACAUGCCCACCAUCUAUUGAACUCAAAGAAUUUAUGGAGGUUGAAGAAGGAACAGAUGUUAACAUUGUGGCCAAGAUAAAGGGCAUACCCUUCCCAGCACUAACUUGGGAAAAAGCUUCUCCAAAGAAACCGGAUGACAAAAAGCCAGUGUCAUAUGACCAACAUGUCAACAAGAUUGUUGGUGAAGAUUCUUGCACUUUAUUGAUUCAGCAGUCUCGCAGAAGUGAUACAGGUUUAUAUACUAUAACAGCUGUAAAUAAUUUGGGAACUGCUUCAAAGGAGAUGAGAUUAAAUGUUCUGGGCCGUCCUGGACCUCCAGUGGGCCCAAUUAAGUUUGAAUCCAUUUUGGCUGACAAAAUGACAAUAUCGUGGCUUCCUCCGUUAGAUGAUGGUGGUUCUAAGAUUACAAACUAUGUUAUUGAGAAAAAAGAAGCAAAUAGGAGAACGUGGGUACCAGUUACAAAUGAGCCCAAGGAAUGUUUAUUCACUAUUCCCAAGUUGAUGGAAGGCCACGAGUAUGUGUUCCGCAUUAUGGCACAAAAUAAGUAUGGUAUUGGAGAACCUUUGGACAGUGAACCAGAAACAGCAAGAAACCUUUUCACUGUUCCUGGACCAUGUGACAAACCAACAGUUAGCAGUAUAACACGUGACUCUAUGACUGUAAAUUGGGAAGAACCAGAACAUGAUGGUGGCUCUCCUAUUACUGGUUACUGGUUGGAGCGCAAAGAAACUACUGGAAAGAGAUGGACCAGGAUUAAUCGUGACCCAAUCAAACCUAUGGCACUCGGUGUUUCAUACAAAGUUACUGGUCUUAUUGAAGGUUCUGAAUAUCAAUUUCGUGUAUCGGCUAUUAAUGCAGCUGGUGUUGGACCACCAAGCAUGCCGUCUGAUCCAGCAAUUGCUAGAGACCCUAUUGCCCCACCUGGCCCUCCUAUUCCAAAAGUUACUGAUUGGACGAAAUCUUCUGUGGACUUGGAGUGGACUCCACCAUUAAAGGAUGGAGGCUCUAGGAUCACUGGGUACAUUGUUGAGUAUAAAGAGGAAGGAAAGGAAGAAUGGGAAAAGGUAAAGGAUAAAGAAAUCAGAGGAACCAAGUUUGUUGUGGCAGGAUUAAAAGAAGGGUGUUUUUAUAAAUUUAGAGUAAGGGCAGUGAAUGCUGCUGGCAUUGGAGAGCCUGGAGAAGUCACAGACAUUAUUGAAAUGAAGGACAGAAUUGUGGCUCCUGAUAUUAAUUUGGAUGCAAGUGUCAGGGACAGAAUUGUUGUUCAUGCUGGAGGAGUAAUUCGGAUCAUAGCAUAUGUAUCAGGAAAACCAGCUCCAACAGUGAGUUGGAGCAGAGAUGAUCGAGCUUUACCAGAAGAAGCUAAAAUUGAAGAAACAGCUAUAAGUUCUUCUUUAGUCAUCAAGAAUUGCAAACGGAGCCACCAGGGUAUAUACACUCUUCUUGCUAAAAAUGCAGGUGGUGAGCGGAAGAAGACCAUUAUUGUUGAUGUGCUAGAUGUGCCAGGCCCAGUUGGCAUGCCAUUCCUUACUGAGAACCUAACAAGUGACUCUUGUAAAUUGACAUGGUUUACUCCAGAAGAUGAUGGUGGUUCUCCUAUUACCAACUACAUAAUUGAAAAACGUGAAUCUGACCAUAGAGCCUGGACUCCAGUAAGCUAUACAGUUACAAGACAGAAUGCUGUUGUUCAGGGACUGACUGAAGGGAGUGCCUACUUUUUCCGAAUUGCAGCAGAGAAUAUUAUUGGCAUGGGUCCUUUCACAGAGACAACAAAAGAACUUAUCAUUAGAGAUCCAAUAACUGUUCCUGACCGUCCUGAAGACCUGGAGGUUAAAGCAGUUACGAAGAACUCUGUUACAUUAACUUGGAAUCCUCCAAAAUAUAAUGGAGGCUCAGAUAUCACCAUGUAUGUUCUGGAGAGUCGUCUCAUUGGAAAAGAAAAAUUCCACAGAGUUACUAAGGAGAAAAUGCUUGAUAGGAAAUACACUGUAGAAGGCUUGAAAGAGGGUGACACCUAUGAAUAUCGUGUGAGUGCUUGCAAUAUUGUGGGGCAAGGCAAGCCAUCAUUUUGCACAAAACCAAUCACAUGCAGGGAUGAAAUCGCUCCUCCAACACUUGACCUUGACUUCAGAGACAAACUUAUUGUUCGGGUUGGUGAAGCUUUCAGCCUAACUGGACGUUACUCAGGAAAGCCUACACCAAAGAUUACUUGGCUGAGGGAUGAUAUUGUUUUGAAAGAAGAUAACCGUACAAAGAUUAAGACAACUCCUACAACACUUUGUCUGGGGGUACUAAAAUCUGUCCGUGAAGAUUCAGGCAAAUACUGUGUUAUUGUAGAGAACAGCACAGGAUCAAGAAAAGGGUUUUGUCAAGUUACUGUUGUUGAUCGCCCGUCACCUCCAGUGGGUCCAGUUAUAUUUGAUGAAGUUCAUAAAGAUCAUAUGAUAGUUUCCUGGAAACCUCCACUUGAUGAUGGAGGCAGUGAAAUUACAAACUACAUUAUUGAGAAGAGAGAUACACACAGAGACCUGUGGAUGCCAGUUACAUCUGCUACAGUUAAGACAACGUGCAAAAUUCCUAAGCUGCUUGAAGGAAGAGAAUAUCAAGUUCGAAUUUAUGCUGAAAAUCUCUACGGCAUAAGUGAUCCUCUCAUCUCUGAUGAGAUGAAAGCCAAGGACCGUUUCAGUGUUCCUGAUGCACCUGAACAACCAGUUAUUAAGGAUGUUACAAAAGACUCUGCAGUAGUAGUUUGGAACAAACCAUAUGAUGGAGGCAAGCCAAUAACAAACUACAUUGUGGAAAAGAAGGAAACAAUGGCUACUAGAUGGGUCAGAGUUACCAAAGACCCAAUUUUCCCAAGUACUCAGUUCAAAGUACCUGACCUCCUUGAAGGCUGCCAGUAUGAAUUCCGUGUUUCAGCAGAAAAUGAAAUUGGUGUUGGUAAUCCUAGUCCACCAUCAAAGCCAAUUUUUGCUAGAGAUCCAAUUGUAAAACCAAGUCCACCUGUUAAUCCGGAAGCAGUAGAUAAAACUAAGAAUUCUGUUGACUUGACUUGGCAACCACCACGCCAUGAUGGUAAUGGAAAGAUAAUUGGCUACCUUGUUGAAUAUCAGAAGGUUGGAGAUGAAGAAUGGAAAAAGGCCAAUCUUACACCAGAUUCUUGUCCUGAGACAAAAUAUAAAGUCACUGGACUUACUGAGGGUUUGACCUAUAAGUUCAGGGUCAUGGCAGUCAAUGCAGCAGGUGAAUCUGAACCAGCCUAUGUUCCUGAUCCAGUAGAAGUAAAGGACAGACUUGAACCUCCUGAGCUGAUACUUGAUGCUAAUAUGGCCCGGGAACAGCAUGUAAGAGCAGGAGAUACACUGAGACUUAGUGCUGUUAUUAAAGGUGUCCCGUUUCCAAAAGUUUCUUGGAAGAAAGAAGACAAGGAAGUCUCACCCAAAGCUGAUAUUGAGGUUACAGGUGUUGGCAGUAAGCUUGAAAUUCGUAACGCUGCCCAUGAAGAUGGUGGAAUUUACUCCCUGACAGUUGAAAAUCCAGCUGGUUCAAAGACUGUUUCAGUGAAAGUUCUUGUCUUAGAUAAGCCUGGUCCACCUAGAAAUCUGCAAGUCAGUGAUGUUAGAAGUGAUUCUUGCUACCUGACAUGGAAGGAACCAGAAGAUGAUGGUGGCUCUGUUAUUACCAACUAUGUGGUGGAAAGGAAAGAUGUAGCUUCUGCACAGUGGGUAUCUGUCUCAUCAACCUCCAAGAAACGCAGUCACAUGGCUAAAUAUCUCAUGGAAGGCACUCAGUAUCUUUUCCGAGUUGCAGCUGAGAAUCUGUUUGGUAGAGGACCAUAUGUGGAAACACUCAAGCCAAUUAAAGCUAUAGAUCCACUGCAUCCUCCUGGGCCACCGAAGAAUCUGCAUCACGUAGAUGUUGACAAGACUGAAGUUUCCCUUGUUUGGAAUAGACCAGAUCGUGAUGGCGGUGCUGAGAUAACUGGAUAUUUGGUAGAAUAUCAGGAAGAUGGUGCAGAUGAAUGGACAAAGUUCCAAACAGUCCCAAUGCUAGACUGUGUUGUUACAGGCCUACAAAAAGGAAAAAUAUACAAAUUCCGUGUGAAAGCUCAAAAUAUUGUGGGUCUCAGCCUUCCAGAUACAACGAUACCAAUAGAAUGUCAAGAAAAACUAGUACCUCCAUCUGUAGAACUAGAUGUGAAGUUAAUUGAAGGUCUUGUUGUUAAAGCUGGUACCACAGUGAGACUUCCUGCAAUUAUGAGAGGUGUGCCAGUUCCCACUGCAAAAUGGGUUACUGAUGACACUGAAAUUAAGACGGAAGGCAGACACAAGAUAGAGACUGACAAUUAUUCAACUGUGCUUACCAUCAAAGACUGUGUAAGAAAAGAUACGGGAGAAUAUCUACUCACAGUAUCUAAUGCAGCUGGCCACAAAACUGUUGCUCUACAUCUUACAGUUUUGGAUGUUCCUGGCCCACCGACUGGUCCUAUUAAUAUUCUUGAAGUAACACCAGAACAUAUGGUUAUCUCUUGGCGCCCUCCUAAAGAUGAUGGUGGGAGUCCUAUAAUAAACUAUAUUGUUGAGAAGCGUCAAUCAAAGAAAGAGACUUGGGGAGUAGUUAGCUCUGGAACAAGUCACACAAAAAUUAAGAUUCCACGACUGCAGAAAGGCUGUGAAUAUAUUUUCCGUGUUCGGGCAGAAAAUAAGAUAGGCAUUGGUGCGCCUCUUGAUUCAGAACCAACAGUUGCUAAAUAUAUGUUUGAUCCACCAUCCCCACCUGGUAAACCAAUAGUGUUUGAUAUUACAGAAAAUGCUGCAACAGUAUCUUGGACCCUACCAAUGUCAGAUGGUGGAACUCCAAUAACUGGUUAUAUACUUGAGCGUCGAGAAGCAUCUGGUAAAUGGGUGCGUGUCAAUAAGACACCAAUACUUGAUAUGAAAUACAGAGUCACUGGUCUCUUUGAAGGCAACACAUAUGAAUUCAGAGUUUUUGCAGAAAACAUGGUGGGCUUAAGCAAGCCAUCUCCAAGCUCUGAUCCAAUAAAGGCGUCACGUCCUAUCACUCCUCCUGGACCACCCAUUAAUCCAAAAUUAAAAGAUAAAACCAGAGAAACAGCUGAUCUAGUUUGGACAAAACCCCUCAAAGAUGGUGGCAGCCCAAUUCUGGGAUAUAUUGUGGAAUGCCAGAAAACUGGAACUACACAGUGGAACAGGAUUAAUAAAGAUGAUCUCAUCAGACAAUGUGCCUUUAGAGUACCUGGGUUAAUAGAAGGAAAUGAAUAUAGAUUCCGAAUCAAAGCUGUCAACAUUGUAGGAGAGGGAGAGCCAAGAGAACUGGCAGAAACUGUACAUGCAAAGGAUAUUCUUUCUCCUCCAGAAGUAAGCUUAGAUGUGACUUGUCGAGACUUAAUUACUGUCCGAGUAGGCCAAACAAUCCAUAUUACUGGCAAAGUAAAAGGUAGGCCAGAUCCUGACAUAACGUGGUCUAAGGAUGGCAAAGUUUUGGUACAGGAAAAACGCAUUGAAAUAAUCCAUGAUCUACCUAAUGUUGGACUGCAAGUAAAAGAAGCCAAAAGAUCUGAUCAUGGCAAGUAUAUAAUAGCAGCUAAGAACAGCUGUGGACAUGCUCAAGGUUUUGCCAUUGUGAAUGUUCUUGACAGACCUGGACCAUGUCAGAACCUGAAAAUAAGCUAUGUCACAAAAGAUUCUUGUAUGAUUGCUUGGGAGAGUCCAGUGGACAAUGGUGGCUCAGAAAUCACAAAUUAUAUUGUAGAGUACCGUCAACCAAAUCAGAGGGGGUGGUCAAUUGUGUCCUCUGAUGUCACUAAACGGUUAGUAAAGGCAAAUCUUAUAGAGAACCGUGAAUACUUCUUUAGAGUUUGUGCAGAAAACAAAAUAGGUCCAGGUCCGUGCAUUGAGACCAAAACUCCCAUCCUUGCCAUAAAUCCUAUUGACAAGCCUGGAGAGCCGGAAAAUCUUCACAUUGCGGAGAAAGGAAAAACAUUUGUAUUUCUGAAAUGGAGAAGACCAGAUUAUGAUGGUGGAAGCCCAAAUUUAAGUUAUCAUGUGGAGAGAAAACUGAAAGAUUCAGAUGAAUGGGAAAGGGUUCAUAAAGGCAGCAUUAAGGAAACACACUAUAUGGUUGAUAAAUGUAUUGAAAAUAAGAUUUACCAAUUCAGAGUUCAAACCAAGAAUGAGGCGGGUGAAAGUGACUGGGUAAAAACUGCUGAAGUUGUUGUGAAGGAAGAUCUGCAGAAACCAGUGCUGGACUUGAAGUUAAGCGGGGUACUAACAGUGAAAGCUGGUGACACAAUUAGAAUUGAGGCUGGAGUCAGAGGAAAACCACAGCCUGAAGUUGCAUGGACAAAAGACAAAGAUGCAACGGAUCUUACAAGGUCUCCAAGAGUCAGCAUUGAAACAACAUCUGACACAUCAAAGUUUGUUCUCACAAAAUCAAGGCGUAGUGAUGGUGGGAAAUAUGUGAUUACUGCAACUAACACAGCUGGUAGUUUUGUAGCAUAUGCUACUGUUAUUGUUUUGGAUAAACCAGGUCCUGUAAGAAACUUGAAAGUAACUGACAUUUCAAGUGACAGAUGUACUGUUACCUGGGAACCUCCAGAGGAUGAUGGCGGUUGUGAAAUACAAAACUACAUCCUAGAAAAGUGUGAAAGCAAGCGUAUGGUUUGGUCUACAUACUCUUCUUCUGUCCUAACUAAUUAUGCAAAUGUAACACGCCUCAUUGAGGGUAAUGAAUAUAUAUUCAGAGUUCGUGCAGAGAAUAAAAUGGGCACUGGUCCACCAACAGAAACACACCCAAUUAUCGCAAAAACUAAAUUUGAUAGACCUGGACGCCCUGACCCUCCAGAGGUAACAAGAGUAAGCAAAGAAGAGAUGACUGUCGUUUGGAAUCCACCAGAAUACGAUGGUGGCAAGUCAAUUACAGGAUACAUCUUAGAGAAGAAAGAGAAACGAUCAUUAAGAUGGGUUCCAGUUACUAAGACUGCUAUUCCUGAGAGACGCAAGAAGGUUACUAAUCUCAUCCCUGGUCAUGAAUAUCAGUUCCGUGUCAGUGCUGAAAAUGAAGUUGGACUUGGAGAACCAAGCUUGCCAUCAAGACCAGUAGUAGCAAAAGACCCAAUAGAACCACCUGGUCCUCCCACCAACUUGAGGGUGGUUGAUAGUACAAAGAGUUCAAUAACCCUUGGCUGGGGAAAACCAGUGUACGACGGUGGUGCUCCAAUUAUUGGAUAUGUUGUGGAAAUUAGACCAAAAGUGGAAGGUGCUGAUCCUGAAGCAGGGUGGAAACGAUGCAAUGUUGCUGCUCAAGUUAUUCAUACAGAAUUUACAGCCACUAGUCUGGAUGAGAAACAAUUAUAUGAGUUCAGAGUUUCUGCCCAAAAUCAGGUUGGCCUUGGCCGGCCAGCAGAACUGAAAGAAGCUGUGUCUCCCAAAGAAAUACUUGAACCUCCUGAGAUUGAAUUGGAUGCAAGCAUGAGAAAGUUAGUCACAGUAAGAGCAGGAUGUCCUAUCAGACUUUUUGCCAUUAUUAGAGGUCGCCCAGCACCAAAAGUCACCUGGAGGAGAAUGGGUAUUGAUAACGUCAUCAGGAAAGGACAAGUUGAUCUGGUUGACACUAUGGCCUUCUGUGUCAUCCCUGAUUCAACACGUGAUGACUCAGGCAAAUAUUCAUUGACACUCGUCAACGUAGCUGGAGAAAAGGCUGUGUUUGUGAACGUUAGAGUUCUGGAUACUCCUGGACCUGUGUCGGACUUCAGAGCUUCAGAUGUCACCAAGAUGUCAUGCCAUCUCUCAUGGGCACCUCCAGAGAAUGAUGGUGGUAGCCCAGUGACUCAUUACAUCCUGCAGAAACGUGAGGCUGACAGGAAGACUUGGGGAACAGUCACUGCAGAACUAAAGAAAACUAGUUUCCAAAUAGCUAACCUUGUACCUGGAAAUGAGUAUUACUUCAGAGUAACAGCGGUAAAUGAAUAUGGAUCAGGUGUUCCAAGUGACAUACCAAAACCAGUCCUAGCAACAGAUCCCUUAAGUGAACCCGAUCCACCAAGAAAACUUGAAGUUACUGAAAUUACAAAGAACAGUGCUACUUUAGGCUGGCUGCCACCGCUGCGUGAUGGAGGUUCAAAAGUUGAUGGGUAUAUUGUUAGCUACAAAGAAGAUGACCAACCAGAAGAUCGUUGGACAGAAUAUUCAGUAGUCAAAGACCUCUCUAUUGUUGUAGCUGGUCUGAAAGAAGGAAAAAAGUACAAAUUUAGAGUGGCAGCUCGAAAUGCUGUUGGAGUAAGUUUUCCAAGAGAAGCUGAAGGAGUAUUUGAAAUUAAAGAACAACUCAUCCCACCUAAGAUCCUGAUGCCUGAUCAUGUUCACAUUAAAGCUGGGAAGAAGCUGAGAAUUGAAGCUCAUGUAUAUGGGAAACCUCAGCCAGUUUGUAAAUGGAUGAAAGGAGAUGAAGAUGUAAUCACAUCCAGUCGCCUUGCUGUGCAUAAAGCAGAAAAGUCUUCUGUUCUUAUCAUUAAGGAUGUGACUAGGAAAGAUUCUGGUUUUUACACUCUUACUGCAGAAAACAGCUCUGGUACUGACAGUCAGAAAAUCAGAGUGAUAGUCAUGGAUAAGCCAGGUCCACCACAGCCUCCAUUUGACAUUUCUGAAAUAGAUGCUGAUGCUUGCACUCUUGCAUGGCAUAUACCUCUUGAAGAUGGUGGCAGUAACAUUACCAACUAUGUAGUUGAAAAAUGUGAUGUAAGCCGAGGAGACUGGGUAACAGCUUUAGCUUCUGUCACAAAGACAAGCUGCAGAAUUGGAAAACUGAUUCCUGGAGAAGAAUACAUGUUCCGUGUUCGUGCUGAAAAUCGUUUUGGGAUUUCUGAGCCACUUAAUUCUGACAAGAUGAUUGCAAGGUUCCCAUUUGAUGUACCCAGUGAACCAAAGAAUGCACGUAUUACCAAGGUUAACAAGGACUGCAUUUUUGUUGCCUGGGAUAGACCAGAUAGUGAUGGAGGCAGUCCAAUCACUGGUUAUCUUAUUGAACGGAAAGAAAGGAACAGCUUGCUGUGGGUGAAAGCUAAUGAUACAGCUGUGCGUUCCACAGAGUACCCUUGUGUGGGGCUCAUUGAAGGUCUUGAGUAUGCUUUCAGAAUUUAUGCACUGAACAGAGCUGGAGCAAGUAAACCUAGUAAACCAACAGAGAUUGUCACGGCAAGGACACCAGUCGAUCCUCCUGGAAAACCUGAAGUUAUUGAUGUCACUAAGAGUACUGCAUCGCUGGUAUGGACAAGACCAAAGCAUGAUGGUGGUAGCAAGCUUAUUGGCUACUUUGUUGAAGCUUGCAAAUUACCUGGUGACAAAUGGGUCCGGUGCAAUACAACUCCACAUCAAAUACCUCUGGAAGAGUACACUGCUACUGAUCUGGAAGAAAAUGCUCAAUAUCAAUUUAGAGCAAUUGCUAAGACAGCGGUUAAUAUUAGCCGACCUUCAGAACCUUCUGAUCCGGUGACCAUUCACCCAGAAAAUGUUCCUCCCAGAAUAGAGUUGGAUCUAUCUAUGCAAUCACAGCUAACAGUAAAAGCUGGAACUAAUGUACGUCUGGAGGCCAAAGUAUAUGGAAAACCAAUGCCAACCAUCACUUGGAAGAAAGAAGGAGAACUUUUAAAGCCAUCAGAAGGUGUUAAGAUAACUACUAAGAGAAAUCUUGCUGUUGUUGAACUGUUCAGUGUUAACAGGAAGCAAACAGGAGACUAUACUAUAACUGCUGAAAAUCCAAGUGGAUCAAAGUCAGCAACUAUUAGGCUUAAAGUACUUGAUAAGCCUGGUCCUCCAGCCUCUGUAAAAAUCAAGCAUAUGUAUGCAGAUCAUGCAAUGCUUUCUUGGGAGCCUCCUCUAGAAGAUGGAGGUUCAGAAAUUACUAAUUACAUUGUUGACAAACGUGAAACAAGCAGACCAAACUGGGCCCAGGUCAGCGCCACUGUACCCAUUACAAGUUGCACAGUGGAGAAACUAAUAGAAGGGCAUGAGUACCAGUUCCGUAUAUGUGCUGAGAACAAAUAUGGUGUUGGAGACCCUAUAUUGACUGAACCAGCAGUUGCUAAGAAUCCAUAUGAUGUACCUGGACCUUGUGAUCCACCAGUAAUCAGUAAUGUAACGAAAGACUUCAUGACUGUUAGCUGGAAGCCACCAGCUAAUGAUGGUGGGUCCCCAAUAACUGGCUAUAUGCUUGAGAAGCGUGAAACUAAAGCUCUUAACUGGACAAAGGUAAACAGGAAGCCUGUCAUUGAAAGAACUGUUAAGGCUUCAGGACUCCAAGAAGGAACAGAAUACGAGUUCCGGGUGAUAGCAUUGAAUAAGGCUGGACCUGGCAAGCCUAGUGCACCAUCCAAAGCGGUGUAUGCUCGUGAUCCUCAAUAUCCUCCUGGCCCACCUGCUUUCCCGAAGGUGGUUGACACUACUCGUAAUUCAAUAAGCCUGUCAUGGAGCAAACCAGCAUAUGAUGGUGGAAGCCCUAUUAUUGGUUAUCUAGUAGAAUCAAAAAGAGCUGACACAGACAACUGGGUCAGAUGCAAUCUUCCCAAGAACUUACAGGCUACACACUUUGUGGUAACAGGGCUGAUGGAAGAUACAGAGUACCAGUUCCGCAUAUAUGCUGUCAAUAAGAUUGGAUACAGUGAUCCAAGUGAUGUCCCUGAUAAACACACUGCGAAAGAUAUUUUAAUUCCUCCUGAAGGAGAACUUGAUGCAGAACUAAGGAAAGUACUUGUAUUACGCGCUGGAGUCACAAUGAGACUUUAUGUGCCGGUAAGAGGACGACCACCUCCCAAGAUUACGUGGUCUAAAGUGGGUGCCAACUUAAGAGACAGACAAGGAUUAGAGAUCAAAUCAACUGAUUUUGAUACCUUCCUGCGCUGUGAAAAUGUAAACAAAUACGAUGCUGGAAGAUACGUCCUCAGUCUGGAGAAUAGUUGUGGUAAAAAGGCAUACACCAUUGUUGUGAAAGUACUUGAUACUCCAGGCCCUCCUGUUAACCUUGUUGUAAAGGAAGCAUCUAAAGAUUCUGCUUAUAUAACAUGGGAACCUCCACUAAUUGAUGGUGGCAGUCCAAUCACAAAUUAUGUUGUUGAAAAACGUGAUGCAGAAAGAAAGUCAUGGUCCACAGUAACAGCAGAAUGUCCAAAGACAAGCUACAGGAUAACUAACUUAGAAGAAGGCAAAUCCUACUUCUUCAGGGUUUUUGCUGAAAAUGAAUAUGGUAUUGGAGACCCCUGUGAAACUCGUGAUGCUGUUAAAGCUUCUGAAACACCCGGGCCGGUUGUGGAUCUAAAAGCUUCAGCUGUAACAAAAUCAUCUUGCAAUUUAGUAUGGAAAAAGCCUAUCAGUGAUGGUGGAAGCCGUAUUUUUGCCUAUGUUGUGGAGGUUCUCAUUGGUGAAGAUAAGUGGCAAGAAGUGAUGCGGUCAAAGAACCUUCAUUAUUCAAUGAGAGACCUAAAGGAAGGUCAAGAAUACACGUUCAGAGUUAGAGCCCAAAAUGAUGCUGGAUAUGGAACUCCAAGGGAGCUCACAGUUGUGGCAAGAGAUGAUGUUGUGGCACCUGAUCUUGAUUUAAGAGAUCUACCUGAUUUGUGCUAUGUAGCUAAAGAGGGUAGCAAUUUCCGUCUUAAAAUCCCUAUUAAAGGCAAGCCUUUCCCAACUGUAACUUGGAAGAAAGAUGAAGACAAGGCACUUACCGAGAGUGGAAGAGUUGCUUUUGAAUCUACGGCAGUAAACACAACGCUUUUAGUACGUGACUGCCAGAAAGCUGAUGCUGGAAAAUACACAAUCACUCUGAAGAAUGUUGCUGGCAGCAAGGAAGGCACCAUUUCUGUGAAAGUUGUUGGCAAACCUGGCAUACCAACAGGUCCAGUGAAAUUUGAUGAAGUCACAGCUGAUGCCAUGACCUUAAAAUGGGGUCCUCCAAAAGAUGAUGGUGGUUCAGAAAUCACUAACUACGUUAUAGAGAAAAGAGAUAAUAUAAGCAAUAAGUGGGUGACUUGUGCCUCUGCAGUCCAGAAAACUACAUUUAGAGUUACACGGCUUCAUGAAGGAAAUGAAUAUACGUUCAGGAUCAGGGCUGAAAAUAAAUAUGGAGUAGGUGAAGGUCUUAAAUCUGACCCUAUUGUUGCAAAACAUCCAUUUGAUGUGCCCGAUGCUCCUCCACCCCCCAACAUUGUUGAUGUUCGACAUGAUUCUGUAUCUUUAACUUGGACAGAUCCCAGAAGAACUGGAGGCUCACCAAUUACAGGUUAUCAUAUCGAAUUCAAAGAAAGAAAUAGUCUUUUGUGGAAGAGAGCCAAUACAAUUCCAAUCAGAAUGAAAGAUUUCAGAGUGACAGGAUUAACUGAAGGACUGGAGUAUGAGUUCAGAGUAAUGGCAAUCAAUAUAGCUGGAGUAGGUAAACCAAGUCCACCAUCUGAACCUGUUGUGGCACUUGACCCCAUUGAUCCUCCUGGGAAACCUGAAGUUAUCAAUGUAACAAGGAACUCAGUAACACUUAUUUGGACAGAACCAAAAUAUGAUGGUGGACAUAAGUUAACUGGCUAUAUUGUUGAAAAGCGUGAUUUGCCUUCAAAGACUUGGACUAAAGCUAAUCAUGUGAAUGUUCCAGACUGUGCAUUCACUGUAACUGACCUUACUGAAGGUUCCAAAUACGAAUUCAGAAUUAGAGCUAAGAACACUGCUGGGGCUAUCAGUCCUCCAUCUGAAUCCACAGGAACCAUAAUAUGCAAGGAUGAGUAUGAGGCACCAACAAUUGUUAUCGAACCUACUUUGAAGGAAGGUUUAACAGUGAAAGCAGGAGACACAAUUACUGUAUCUGCUAUUAGUAUCCGUGGUAAACCACCUCCAACUUCAGCAUGGUCAAAAGCUGGAAAAGAUUUUAGACCUUCAGAGCUUGUGCACAUUGAAACUACACCCACUUCUUCUACCCUAACCGUCAAAUAUGCAGCCAGAAAGGAUUCUGGAGAAUACACAAUCACUGCAACCAAUCCUUUUGGCACUAAACAAGAGAGUGUACAUGUGAAAGUUUUAGAUGUUCCAGGACCUCCAGGGCCUAUUGAGAUCAGCAAUGUUUCAGCAGAAAAAGCCACUCUGACAUGGUCACCUCCUGCAGAAGAUGGUGGAUCACCAAUCAAAUCAUAUAUUCUUGAAAAGAGAGAAACUAGCCGAUUGCUCUGGACAUUAGUGGCUGAAAAUAUCGAGACUUGUAGGCAUGUUGUUAGCAAACUCAUUCAAGGAAAUGAGUAUGUUUUCCGUGUCUCAGCAGUAAAUCAAUAUGGCAAGGGUGAACCAGUACAAUCAGAACCAGUUAAAAUGGUGGACAGAUUUGGUCCCCCUGGUCCUCCUGGAAAACCAGAAGUAACAAAUGUGACUAAAAAUACUGUGACAGUUACCUGGAAAAGGCCAGUAGAUGAUGGCGGAAGUGAAAUCACAGGUUACUAUGUGGAGCGGAGAGAAAAGAAAGGUUUAAGAUGGGUCAGAGCAACAAAGAAACCAGUUUCAGAUCUUAGAUGCAAAGUAACUGGUCUCCUGGAAGGAAGUGAAUACGAAUUCCGUGUCAGUGCAGAAAACAGAGCAGGAGUUGGACCACCAAGUGAUGCUUCAAACUCAGUCAUGUGCAAGGAUGUUGCAUACCCACCUGGUCCACCUGCAAAUCCAAGAGUGACUGAUACUACAAAGACAAGUGCAUCUUUAGCCUGGGGCAAGCCUCACUAUGAUGGUGGUCUUGACAUCAUUGGCUACAUAGUGGAGCAUCAAAAGGAAGGAGAAGAAGAAUGGGUAAAAGACACGACAGGGACUGCUUUAAGAAUCACUCAAUUUGUUGUUGCUCAUCUGCAGACAGGAGCCAAAUACAAUUUCAGAAUCUCUGCCAUGAAUGCUGUAGGUACUGGUGAACCAGCACUAAUUCCCAGUGUGGAAAUCAAAGAGCGGGAAGAAAUUCCUGACUUUGAAUUAGACGCUGAGCUAAGAAGAACACUUGUUGUCAGAGCUGGGUUAACUAUUCGGAUUUUUGUGCCUAUUAAAGGACGUCCAACUCCAGAAAUUACAUGGACAAAAGAUGAUGUUUCACUCAAAGGACGUGCUAGUACUGAAAAUACAGACUCUUUUACGCUCUUGAUUGUCACAGAGUGCACCAGAUAUGAUGCAGGAAAAUACGUAUUGACACUUGAAAAUGCUGCUGGUAAGAAGACAGGUUUUGUAAAUGUGAAAGUCUUGGAUACACCAGGUCCACCAAUAAACCUUAAACCUAGAGAAAUAACCAAGGACAGCAUCACCCUCCAAUGGGAUAUGCCUCUGAUAGAUGGUGGUUCCCGUAUAACAAACUAUAUUGUUGAGAAACGUGAAUCAACUCGUAAAGCAUAUUCAACAGUCACAACAAAGUGCCAGAAGUGUUCUUUCAGGAUUCCUAAUUUGUCUGAGGGAUGUGAAUACUAUUUCAGAGUGUUGGCUGAAAACGAGUUUGGUAUUGGCGAACCAGCUGAAACUACAGAACCAGUAAGGGCUUCUGAGGCACCAUCACCACCUGACAGCCUUAAUAUUAUGGAUGUAACACGAAACUCAGUUAGCCUGGCUUGGCCAAAACCAGAACAUGAUGGCGGCAGCAAGAUCACUGGAUAUGUAAUUGAAGCACAGAGAAAAGGAACAAACCAAUGGGCACACAUUACAACUGUAAAAACAUUGGAUUGUGUAGUGAAGAAUCUAACUGAAAAUGAAGAGUAUACUUUCCAGGUUAUGGCGGUUAACAGUGCUGGGAGAAGUGCCCCAAGAGAAAGCAGACCAGUUAUUAUCAAGGAACAAACAAUGCUUCCAGAGUUUGACCUUCGUAGUAUCUACCAGAAAACAGUCAUCGCCAAAGCUGGUGACAAUAUCAAGAUUGAAAUCCCUGUGCUUGGUCGUCCAAGGCCAACUGUGACUUGGAAGAAAGAAGACCAGAUACUUAAGCAAACACAAAGGGUAAAUUAUGAAAAUACUGCAACGGCAACCAUACUAAACAUCAAUGAAUGUACACGAAGUGAUAGUGGUCGAUAUCCACUGUCAGCUAAAAAUAUUGUGGGAGAAGUUAGUGAAGUUAUUACAGUUCAAGUUCAUGAUAUACCUGGACCUCCUACAGGACCGAUCAAAUUUGAUGAAAUUUCUUCUGACUUUGUAACAUUUUCAUGGCAGCCUCCUUUGAAUGAUGGAGGUGUACCAAUAAGUAAUUAUGUUGUAGAGAUGCGUCAAACUGACAGUACCACAUGGACUGAACUGGCAACCACAGUGAUACGUACUACGUUUAAAGCCACUCGUCUUAAUACUGGAGUUGAGUAUCAGUUCCGAGUCAAAGCUCAAAACAGGUAUGGAACUGGUCCAGCCAUUACUUCAGAAUCUGUAGUUGCCAACUAUCCAUUUAAGGUGCCUGGGCCACCUGGUACUCCUCAGGUGAUUGCAGUCACCAAAGAAACUAUGACCAUUAGCUGGAAUGAGCCAAUUACUGAUGGUGGAAGCCCAAUUCUGGGUUAUCACAUUGAAAGGAAAGAACGAAAUAGCAUUCUUUGGCAGACUGUAAGUAAAAUGCUGGUAUCAGGCAAUAUCUUUAAAUCAACUGGACUUAGUGAUGGCAUUGCAUAUGAAUUCCGUGUUAUAGCAGAAAAUCUGGCUGGCAAGAGUAGGCCAAGCAAGCCAUCUGAGCCUGUAUUUGCUUUAGACCCAAUAGAUCCACCUGGUAAGCCAGUACCUCUGAACAUUACAAGACAUGCAGUGACACUGAAGUGGACUAAACCGGAAUAUAAUGGAGGUUUUAAGAUAACUGGCUACACUGUUGAAAAAAGAGAUCUUCCUAAUGGCCGUUGGCUGAAGGCUAAUUUCAGCAACAUAUUAGAGACUGAAUUCACUGUCAGUGGUUUGACAGAAGAUGCUGCCUAUGAAUUCCGUGUGAUUGCUAGAAAUGCUGGUGGGGCUGUGAGUCAGCCCUCUGAGCCAUCAGAUGCAAUAACUUGUAGAGAUGACAUUGAAGCACCAAGGAUAAGCGUGGAUGCUAAAUAUAAAGACACCUUAGUGCUGAAAGCAGGUGAAGUUUUCAGACUUGAGGCUGAUGUAUCAGGUCGCCCUCCACCAUCUAUGGUAUGGACAAAAGGAGAAAAAGAACUUCAAGACACAGCAAAACUGGAAAUAAAGACAGCAGACUUUUCUACUGUUCUUAUCAAUAAAGAUUCUUCAAGAAGAGAUGGCGGUGCCUAUACACUUACUGCAACAAAUCCUGGUGGCUUUGCCAAGCAUAUCUUCAAUGUUAAGGUUCUUGAUAGACCUGGUCCUCCAGAAGGGCCAUUGGCUGUGUCCGAAGUCACUGCAGAAAAAUGUGUGCUGUCAUGGUUACCUCCUCUGGAUGAUGGAGGAGCAAAGAUUGACCACUAUGUGGUUGAAAAACGUGAAACCAGUAGAUUGGCAUGGACAGCUGUAGCCACUGAAGUUCCGCUGACUAAACUGAAGGUUACUAAGCUGUUGAAGGGCAAUGAGUAUGUGUUCCGUGUUAUGGCUGUUAACAAAUACGGAGUUGGUGAGCCUCUUGAAUCAGAGCCAGUUCUUGCAGUAAAUCCAUAUGUGCCACCUGAUCCACCUAAAACACCUGAAGUUACAGCAAUAACAAAAGAUUCUAUGGUUGUCUGCUGGGGCCAUCCUGAUUCUGAUGGUGGGAGCCCAAUAACUAACUACAUUGUGGAACGUCGUGACAGAGCUGGUCUUCGGUGGGUAAAAUGUAACAAACGAGUUGUUACUGACUUACGUUACAAAGUGUCUGGACUGACAGAAGGUCAUGAAUAUGAAUACAGAGUCAUGGCAGAAAAUGCUGCUGGAGUUAGUGAGCCAAGCCCAACUAGUCCAUUCUAUAAAGCUUGUGAUACUGUAUUUAAGCCUGGUCCCCCAGGCAAUCCUCGUGUUUUGGAUAGCAGCAAGUCCUCUAUUACAAUAGCAUGGAAUAAACCAAUAUACGAUGGUGGUUCAGAGAUCACAGGUUAUAUGGUUGAGAUUGCACUACCUGAGGAAGAUGAGUGGAAGAUUGUAACUCCUCCAGUAGGACUAAAGGCCACUUCUUUUACUAUCACUGACCUAAAAGAAAACCAAGAGUAUAAAAUCCGGAUAUAUGCUAUGAAUUCUGAAGGUCUUGGGGAACCUGCUCUUGUUCCUGGGACUCCUAAAGCUGAAGAAAGACUGCUACCCCCAGAGAUUGAACUUGAUGCAGAACUUCGUAAAGUUGUAACUAUCAGAGCCUGCUGUACUCUAAGACUCUUUGUUCCAAUUAAAGGAAGACCAGCACCUGAGGUAAAAUGGACGAGAGAACAUGGGGAAUCUCUGGAUAGAGCAACCAUUGAAUCAACAAGCUCUUAUACUCUACUUAUUGUUGAAAAUGUAAAUAGAUUUGAUAGUGGCAAAUACAUGUUGACAAUUGAAAACAGCUCAGGUAGUAAGUCAGCAUUUGUGAAUGUCAGAGUACUUGAUACUCCAGGGGCACCUCAAGAUUUGAAAAUAAAAGAAGUUACAAAGUCAUCAGUUACACUCACAUGGGAGCCUCCUCUCAUAGAUGGUGGCUCUAAAAUAAAAAAUUACAUUGUUGAAAAGCGUGAAUCAACAAGAAAAGCUUAUUCAACUGUUAAUGCCAAUUGCCACAAGACCAGCUGGAAAGUUGAUUCACUGCAAGAAGGCUGCAAUUACUACUUCAGAGUCCUAGCUGAAAAUGAAUAUGGAAUAGGCCUUCCAGUUGAAACUUCAGAAUCUGUGAAAGUAUCAGAAAGACCACUUCCACCAGGAAAGAUAACUUUGUUGGAUGUGACAAGAAAUAGCGUAUCCUUAUCUUGGGAAAAACCUGAGCAUGAUGGUGGUAGCAGAAUUCUGGGUUAUAUUGUAGAAAUGCAAAGCAAAGGCAGUGAAAAGUGGUCAACUUGUGCUACAGUAAAAGUUACUGAAGCCACUAUCACAGGAUUGAUCCAAGGUGAAGAAUACACUUUCCGUGUUUCAGCUCAGAAUGAAAAAGGUGUCAGUGAUCCUCGCCAGCUGGGUAUACCAGUUGUUGCAAAAGACCUUGUGAUUCCACCAGCUUUCAAACUACUGUUCACUACUUUCAGUGUUCUAGCAGGAGAGGACUUAAAGGUUGAUGUUCCUUUUGUUGGUCGACCCAAACCAGCAGUCUUUUGGCAUAAAGAUAAUGUGGCAUUGAAGCAAACUACCAGAGUCAAUGCAGAAAGUUCAGAAAAUAACACAGUGUUAACGAUAAAAGAAGCAUGCAGAGAAGAUGUGGGAGCAUAUUUAGUUAAACUUACGAAUUCUGCAGGUGAAGCAACUGAGACCUUAAAUAUUGUUGUCCUUGAUAAACCAGGACCCCCAACUGGACCAGUCAAAGUAGAUGAAGUAACAGCAGAUAGUAUUACCAUUUCUUGGGAGCCACCCAAAUAUGAUGGUGGUAGCUCCAUUAAUAAUUAUAUUGUAGAAAAAAGAGACACUUCCACCACCAUUUGGCAGAUUGUGUCUGCUACUGUUGCAAGAACAACGAUAAAAGCGUGUAGAUUAAAGACUGGCUGUGAAUAUCAAUUCAGAAUCACAGCUGAAAACAGAUAUGGGAAGAGCACCUAUCUCACUUCAGAGCCAGUUGUAGCCCAAUACCCAUUUAAACUUCCUGGUCCACCUGGAACGCCUUUUGUAACGAGCACAUCAAAAGACAGCAUGGUGGUACAAUGGAAUGAACCAGUCAAUGAUGGUGGUAGCAAGAUCAUUGGGUAUCACUUGGAGCGCAAGGAGAGAAAUAGCAUUCUGUGGGCUAAGCUGAAUAGGACACCUAUUCCAGAUACCAAAUUUAAGACAACUGGCCUUGAGGAGGGUCUUGAAUAUGAGUUUAGAGUUUAUGCAGAAAACAUAGUAGGUAUUGGAAAAGCAAGUAGAGCAUCUGAAUGCUAUACUGCACAUGACCCAUGUGACCCUCCCGGACGUCCAGAACCUUUAAUUGUCACAAGAAGUUCAGUAACACUUCAGUGGAAGAAACCUAUAUAUGAUGGUGGAAGUAAGAUUACAGGUUAUGUUGUUGAAAAGAAAGAACUACCUGAUGGUCGCUGGAUGAAAGCAAGUUUUACAAAUGUAAUUGAUACCCAAUUUGAAGUAACUGGUCUGGUUGAAAACCAGAGAUAUGAGUUCCGUGUAAUAGCACGAAAUGCUGCAGGUGUUUUCAGUGAGCCAUCUGAGAGCUCGGGUGCCAUUACAGCAAGAGAUGAAGUAGAACCACCUCAUAUAACUAUGGAUCCAAAAUACAAAGACACAAUUGUAGUACAUGCUGGUGAAUCAUUCAAGUUGGAAGCCGAUGUUCAUGGCAAACCAAUACCUUCCAUUCAGUGGCUAAAAGGUGAUCAUGAGCUCACAAACACUGCUCGUAUGGAAAUUAAAAGUACGGAUUUUGCAACAACUCUCAGUGUGAAGGAAGCUAUUAGAGUUGACAGUGGUCAGUAUGUGCUAUUUGCAAAGAAUGUUGCCGGCGAAAAGAAAGUUCCUGUUCAUGUCAAAGUUCUUGAUAGACCUGGACCACCAGAAGGACCUGUUGAGAUUACAGGUGUCACUGCUGAAAAAUGUAUGUUAUCAUGGAAACCUCCACUACAAGAUGGCGGUAGUGAUAUUUCACAUUAUGUUGUGGAAAAAAGGGAAACCAGUCGCCUGGUUUGGACUGUUGUUGAUUCAAAUGUGCAAACUCUCAGUUGCAAAGUAACUAAACUUUUAGAAGGAAAUGAAUACAUUUUCCGUAUCAUGGCAGUAAACAAAUAUGGCGUUGGUGAACCUCUUGAAUCUGAACCAGUACUUGCAAAGAACCCAUUUGUAGUGCCACUUCCACCAAAGGCUCCAGAAGUCACAGCCAUUACCAAGGAUUCUAUGAUAGUUGUUUGGGAAAGGCCAGCCUCGGAUGGAGGUAGUGAAAUCCUAGGCUAUGUCCUUGAAAAACGGGACAAGGAAGGUAUUCGCUGGACAAGAUGUAACAAACGCCUGAUAAGUGAACUGCGAUACAGAGUGACUGGGCUGAUCGAAAGUCAUAAUUAUGAGUACAGAGUUUCAGCUGAAAAUGCUGCUGGUCUCAGUGAACCAAGCCUACCUUCUACUUACUAUAAGGCAUGCGAUCCUAUUUAUAAGCCAGGACCACCCAACAAUCCUAAGGUUGUGGAUGUUACAAGAUCAUCAGUUUUCCUUUCAUGGAGUAAACCUAUCUAUGAUGGUGGCUCUGAAAUUCAGGGAUACAUUGUAGAAAAAUGUGAUGUAAGUGAUGGUGAAUGGGCAAUUUGUACCCCUCCAACUGGAAUUAAGAACACCCAUAUGGAAGUAGAAAAACUAGUGGAAAAACAUGAAUACAAAUUCCGUGUCUGUGCAGUUAAUAAAGCAGGAGUUGGAGAUCAUGCAGAUGUUCCUGGUUCUGUUAUUGUGGAAGAAAAGAUGGAGGCUCCAGACCUUGACCUUGACAUGGAAUUAAGGAAGAUUGUAAACGUGCGGGCAGGAGGUUCCUUGAGACUGUUUGUUCCCAUCAGAGGUCGUCCAACACCUGAAGUAAAAUGGGGUAAAGUGGACGGUGAGAUCAGAGAGGCAGCCAUUAUUGACACCACUAGCAGCUUUACUUCCCUUGUUCUAGACAAUGUCAACAGAUUUGAUACUGGAAAAUAUACCCUGACUUUAGAAAACAGCAGUGGAACAAAGUCUGCCUUUGUCAGUGUAAGAGUACUGGAUACUCCAAGUGCACCUAUUAAUUUAAAAAUCAGAGAGAUCACUAAAGACUCUGUUUCACUUUCGUGGGAGCCUCCUCUCUUGGAUGGUGGAGCAAAAAUAAAGAAUUACAUUAUUGAAAAGCGUGAAGCAACAAGAAAGGCAUAUGCAGCUGUUGUAACAAACUGCCACAAGACUUCAUGGAAAGUAGAUCAACUUCAGGAGGGCUGCUAUUAUUUCUUUAGAAUCUCUGCUGAGAAUGAAUAUGGAAUUGGCCUCCCUGCAGAAACCAGUGACCCAAUUAAAGUUGCUGAAGUUCCUCAGCCUCCUGGGAAAAUAACAGUGGAUGAUGUCACAAGAAACAGUGUUUCACUAAGCUGGGCAAAACCUGAACAUGAUGGUGGCAGCAAAAUCAUACAAUAUAUUGUUGAAAUGCAAGCAAAGGGUAGUGAGAAGUGGUCAGAGUGUGCUCGUGUGAAAACACUUGAAGCAGUUAUUACUAACUUAACUCAAGGGGAAGAAUAUCUUUUUAGAGUAAUGGCUGUAAAUGAAAAGGGUAAGAGUGAUCCUAGAGCACUUGCGGUUCCAGUAGUUGCCAAAGACUUGGUGAUUGAACCUGAUGUAAGGCCCGCUUUUCACAGUUACAGUAUCCAAGUGGGACAAGAUCUGAAAGUAGAAGUACCAGUUUCAGGUCGACCUAAACCAACUGUUACCUGGGUAAAAGAUGGCCAGACACUAAGGCAGACAACAAGAGUCAAUGUCAGUGAUGUGCCAGAUCUCACUGUACUGAAUAUUAAAGAAACUAGCAAAGAGGACACUGGUACUUACGAAAUCACAGUGGCCAAUGUUGUUGGGCAGAAGACUGCCUCUAUUGAAAUUAUAACUCUAGACAAACCUGACCCUCCAGUUGGACCUGUGAAGUUUGAUGAAAUAAGUGCAGAAAGUGUUACCUUGUCAUGGAAUCCUCCAGCAUACACAGGUGGCUGUCAAAUCACCAACUAUGUUGUUCACAAGAGAGAUACAACAACCACUGUAUGGGAAACAGUUUCAGCUACUGUUGCAAGAACUGUACUAAAGGUGACUAAACUAAAAACUGGUUCAGAAUAUCAGUUCAGAAUAUUUGCUGAGAACAGGUAUGGGCAGAGCUUUGCAUUGGAAUCUGCACCAGUUGUAGCACAGUACCCAUACAAAGAACCUGGACCUCCUGGCACACCAUUUGUGACAAUAGUUACAAAAGACUCCAUGGUCGUACAAUGGCAUGAACCAAUAAAUGAUGGUGGCAGUAAGGUACUGGGCUACCAUCUUGAGAGAAAGGAGAAGAACAGCAUCUUAUGGAGUAAAGUGAAUAAGACUAUUAUUCAGGACACAAGUUUUAAGACAACUAACCUCGAAGAAGGAAUUGAAUAUGAAUUUAGAGUUUCUGCAGAAAAUAUUGUUGGUAUAGGUAAAACAAGUAAAGUUUCUGAGUGCUACGUAGCUCGUGAUCCAUGUGAUCCUCCAGGUCGCCCAGAAGCUAUAAUAAUAAAAAGAAGCUCUAUUACUCUACAGUGGACCAAACCAGAAUAUGAUGGUGGAAGUAAAAUUACUGGGUAUAUUGUAGAGAAACGUGACUUACCAGAUGGUCGCUGGAUGAAAGCUAGUUUCACAAAUAUCAUUGAAACUCAGUUCACUGUAACAGGGCUUACUGAAGACCAAAGAUACGAAUUUAGAGUCAUUGCAAAGAAUGCUGCAGGUGCAAUAAGUAAACCUUCUGACAGUACAGGACCAAUAACAGCAAGGGAUGAAGUUGAACUUCCACGAAUUUCAAUGGAUCCAAAGUACAAAGAGACAAUUGUUGUAAAUGCUGGUGAUACAUUCAGACUUGAGGCUGAUGUUCAUGGAAAGCCACUACCAACCAUUAAGUGGUACAAAGGAGAUAAAGAGCUUGAGGAAACUGCUAGAUAUGAGAUAAAGAACACAGAUUUCAGUGCAUUAAUAAUUGUAAAAGAUGCUAUUAGAAUUGAUGGUGGGCAGUUUAUUUUAGAAGCCUCUAAUGUUGCAGGAACAAAGACAGUACCAGUAAACGUAAAAGUCCUGGAUAGACCAGGCCCUCCUGUGGGCCCUGUCCAAGUAACCGGAGUUACAGCUGAAAAAUGUUCAUUGGCAUGGUCUCCUCCUCUUCAUGAUGGUGGCAGUGAUAUUUCUCAUUAUAUUGUAGAGAAGAGAGAAACUAGUCGCCUAGCAUGGACUGUUGUUGCUUCAGAGGUUCUACCUACAAUGCUGAAAGUAACAAAACUUUUGGAAGGAAAUGAAUAUAUUUUCCGUAUUAUGGCAGUUAACAAAUACGGAGUUGGUGAACCGCUGGAAUCUGUGCCCGUAAUGAUGAAAAAUCCAUUUGUGGUUCCUAGUCCACCAAAGGCCUUGGAAAUCACCAACAUCACAAAGGAUUCUAUGACUGUCUGCUGGAGCCGACCAGAUAGUGAUGGUGGUAGUGAAAUCAUAGGGUAUAUUGUAGAAAAGAGAGAUCGAGCAGGUAUCAGAUGGAUAAAAUGCAAUAAACGACGAAUUACAGAUCUGCGACUAAGAGUUACAGGAUUAACAGAGGAUCAUGAGUAUGAAUUCAGAGUUUCUGCUGAAAAUGCUGCUGGAUUGGGUGAGCCAAGCCAAGUUUCCCCUUACUUUAAAGCCUGUGACCCCAUGUUCAAGCCUGGCCCGCCUACAAAUGCCCAUGUUGUGGAUACCACUAAAAGUUCAGUUACACUUGGCUGGAGUAAACCUAUUUAUGAUGGUGGCUGUGAAAUCCAGGGAUAUCUUGUAGAAAUCUGCAAAGCAGAUGAAGAUGAAUGGUCACUUGUUACUCCACAGACAGGUAUACGUGCCACUCGAUUUGAAAUCAAAAAGCUUACUGAACAUCAGGAAUAUAAACUACGAGUUUGUGCUCUCAACAAGGUUGGUGUAGGAGAGGCUGCAUCAGUUCCUGGUACUAUUAAACCAGAAGACAAACUUGAAGCUCCAGAACUUGAUAUUGAUUCAGAGCUAAGGAAAGGGAUAGUGGUUAGAGCUGGUGGCUCUGCUAGGAUCCACAUACCAUUCAGGGGACGACCAGUACCUGACAUCACAUGGUCUCGAGAAGAAGGUGAAUUCACAGAAAAAGUUCAAAUUGAUAAAGGCGUAAACUACACACAACUCUCAAUUGACAACUGUGACAGAAAUGAUGCUGGAAAGUAUAUUCUUAAGUUGGAGAACAGCAGUGGUUCUAAAUCUGCUUUUGUUAUUGUAAAAGUCUUAGAUACGCCAGGACCACCACAAAACUUAAUAGUAAAGGAUAUAAAGAAGGAUUCUGCUGUACUAUCUUGGGAACCUCCAAUUACUGAUGGUGGUGCAAAGGUAAAGAACUACGUAAUAGACAAACGUGAGUCAACCAGGAAGGCAUUUGCAAAUGUAAGCGCAAAGUGUGGCAAGACAAGCUUUAAAGUUGAAAAUCUUACAGAAGGAGCAAUCUAUUACUUCAGAGUCAUGGCUGAGAAUGAAUUUGGAAUUGGUGUUCCAGCUGAAACAGCAGAUGCUGUGAAAGCCUCUGAGCCACCUCUGCCUCCUGGGAAAGUAACACUCACUGACGUUACUCAGAGAAGUGCAUCACUUACAUGGGAAAAACCAGAACAUGAUGGAGGUAGCAGAAUUUUGGGAUACAUUGUUGAAAUGUUGCCUAAAGGAGCAGAAAAAUGGAGUGUUGUUAGUGAGACCAAAACAUGCAGUGCAGUUGUUUCUGGUCUGAGUCCAGGCCAAGAAUAUCAAUUCCAUGUGAUUGCCUACAAUGAAAAAGGCAAAAGUGAUCCCAGAGCACUUGGAGUUCCUGUGAUAGCUAAAGACUUGACAAUUGAGCCAAGUUUUAAGUUGAUGUUUAAUACAUACAGUGUACAGGCUGGAGAAGAUUUGAAAGUAGAAGUACCAUUUAUAGGUAGACCAAAACCUACUAUUACUUGGACAAAAGAUGAACAGCCACUGAAACAAACAACCAGAUUAAAUAUUGAGAAUACAUCAACGUCAACUAUUCUACAUAUUAAAGAAAGCAACAAAGAAGACUUUGGUAAAUAUACAGUAACGGCAUCAAACACAGCAGGCACAGCAAGCGAGCAAUUGAGUAUAAUUGUACUGGAAAAACCUGGCCCACCACGAGGACCUGUGCGCUUUGAUGAAGUUAGCGCAGACUUUGUUGUUUUAUCAUGGGAUCCACCUGAUUAUACUGGUGGCUGUCAGAUAAGCAACUAUAUAGUAGAAAAGCGUGACACCAGCACUACCACAUGGAAUAUUGUGUCAGCAACUGUUGCAAGAACAACUAUCAAAGCAACAAAGCUUAAGACAGGUUCUGAAUACCAGUUCAGGAUUUCUGCUGAAAAUAGAUAUGGAAAGAGCUCUCCUUUGGACUCUAAGCCAGUUGUUGUGCAAUACCCCUACAAGGUGCCUGGGCCACCUGGAACCCCAUUUGUAACAGCAGCUUCCAAGGACCAUAUGAUUGUACAAUGGAAUGAACCAGUUAAUGACGGAGGAAGCAAAGUUCUUGGCUACCAUCUUGAACGUAAAGAUAAGAACAGCAUUCUUUGGAUAAAACAGAACAAGUCACUCAUUGCAGACACCACGUAUAAAACAGAUGGCCUUGAAGAAGGUCUUGAAUAUGAGUUCAGAGUUUCUGCUGAAAACAUUGUUGGCGUUGGCAAAGUCAGCAAAGUAUCAGAGUUAUAUGUUGCCCGAGAUCCAUGUGACCCACCUGGCCGCCCAGAGGCAAUUGUUGUUACAAGAAAUAACAUUACACUGAGGUGGAAGAAACCAGAAUAUGAUGGUGGAAGCAAAAUAACUGGAUAUAUUGUAGAAAAGAAAGAACUACCAGACGGUCGGUGGAUGAAAGCCAGCUUUACAAACGUUUUAGAAACAGAGUUUACAGUAAGUGGUCUUGUCGAAGACCAACGAUAUGAAUUCAGAGUCAUUGCAAGAAAUGCAGCUGGUUGCUUGAGUGAACCAUCUGAAAGUACAGGGCCCAUUACAGCCAGAGAUGAAAUUGAAGCACCGGGAGCUUCUCUGGAUCCUAAAUACAGAGAUGUCAUUGUUGUUCAUGCUGGAGAAACCUUUAUUCUUGAGGCUGAUAUUCAUGGUAAACCUAUUCCUGACAUUACGUGGUCAAAAGAUGGUAAAGACCUUGAAGAAACAACUGCAAGAAUGGAAAUUAAAUCUACUAUUCAGAAAACAACUCUUACAGUCAAAGACUGUGUAAGAGUAGAUGGAGGUCACUAUACUCUUAACCUCAGAAACGUUGGUGGCACAAAAUCUAUACCUAUUACUGUAAAAGUGCUAGAUAGGCCAGGACCUCCAGAAGGACCUUUGAAGGUUACAGGUGUAACAGCAGAAAAAUGCUACUUGGCAUGGGCUCCGCCUUUACAUGAUGGUGGUUCCAGUAUCUCACAUUAUAUCAUUGAGAAGAGAGAGACAAGCAGGCUUUCAUGGACACAAGUAGCUACAGAUGUGCAAGCCCUUAGCCACAAAGUAACUAGACUCCUUGCUGGCAAUGAGUACAUUUUCCGUGUAAUGGCAGUGAACAAAUACGGAACAGGAGAACCUUUGGAAUCUGAGCCAGUUGUGGCCUGUAAUCCAUACAAACCCCCCGGUCCUCCUUCAACACCUGAAGUUUCAGCAAUCACAAAGGACUCAAUGGUUGUAACGUGGAGUCGUCCAGAAGACAAUGGGGGAGCUGAAAUUGAAGGAUACAUACUUGAAAAACGAGACAAAGAUGGCGUCCGGUGGACCAAAUGCAAUAAGAAACGGCUGACAGACUUGCGACUCCGAGUAACAGGUCUUACUGAUGGGCAUUUCUAUGAAUUUAGAGUUUCUGCUGAAAAUGCUGCGGGUGUAGGGGAACCCAGUGAGCCGUCCAUUUUCUAUCGUGCUUGUGAUGUAUUAUAUCCACCAGGUCCACCAAGCAAUCCAAAGGUUACAGAUACUUCCAGGUCAUCAGUUUCUCUUGCCUGGGGUAAGCCCAUUUAUGAUGGUGGUGCUCCAGUUAAGGGAUAUGUAGUAGAAGCAAAAGAAGCAGCUGCUGAUGAAUGGACUACUUGCACCCCACCAACAGGGCUACAAGCAAAACAAUUCACUGUAACAAAACUUAAAGAGAACCAGGAGUACAACUUCCGCAUCUGUGCCAUCAACUCAGAAGGAGUAGGAGAACCUGCUACUAUACCUGGCACAGUUAUAGCAGCGGACAAGACUGAACCUCCUGAAAUUGAACUUGAUGCAGAUCUCAGAAAAGUAGUCAUUGUACGUGCCAGUGGUACCUUACGUCUGUUUGUCACUAUCAAAGGAAGACCAGAACCUGAAGUUAAAUGGGAGAAAGCAGAAGGAACAAUUAGUGAUCGAGCUCAGAUCGAAGUCACUAGUUCCUACACAAUGUUGGUAAUUGACAAUGUGAAUCGAUUUGAUAGUGGCAGAUACAAUCUAACUUUAGAGAACAACAGUGGCAAAAAAACAGCUUUUGUUAAUGUCAGAGUGCUUGAUACACCUAGCGCACCAGUGAACCUGACAGUCAGAGAAGUGAAAAAAGAUUUUGUAACACUGGCGUGGGAACCACCACUUAUUGAUGGUGGAGCUAAAAUUACCAACUAUGUAGUUGAAAAGCGAGAAUCUACAAGAAAAGCAUAUGCCACAAUUACAAAUAACUGCACUAAGAAUUCCUUCAAAAUUACUCAGCUACAAGAAGGAUCUAGUUAUUAUUUCCGUGUUCUAGCUGUAAAUGAAUAUGGGGCUGGCUUACCAGCAGAAACACCUGAGCCAAUUAAGGCUUCAGAACCACCUUCUCCACCUGCAAAGGUCAUUCUUGUUGAUGUAACUCGCAACUCUGCUUCAAUUAAAUGGGAAAAGCCAGAGAGUGAUGGUGGCAGUAAAAUUACUGGUUAUAUAGUAGAAAUGCAAACUAAAGGAAGUGUAAAAUGGAGCGCAUGUACCCAAGUAAAAACAUUAGAAGCAACAAUAACAGGAUUAACUAUGGGAGAAGAAUACAGUUUCAGAGUGAUUGCUACUAAUGAAAAAGGGAAAAGUGAUCCAAGAGAACUUGGUGUCCCAGUCAUUGCAAAAGAUAUUGAAAUCCAGCCAUCUGCUGAGCUCCUUUUCAACACAUUCACUGUGAAAGCUGGAGAAGAUCUUAAGAUUGAUGUGCCAUUCAGAGGGCGACCUCUUCCAUCCAUUUGCUGGAAGAAGGAUGGGAAUCCCUUAAAAGAGACAACCAGGGUGAAUGUUCAGACAUCAAAGACUUCAACUUCACUAUCCAUCAAGGAAGCUUCACAUGAAGAUCUGGGACAUUAUGAGUUACAUCUUUCAAAUUCUGCUGGAUCAACAACUGCUUCUUUAACUGUAGUUGUUCUUGACAGACCAGGACCACCAACUGAUGUUCAUAUUGAUGAAGUUAGUGCUGAUAGUGUAACUUUGUCUUGGAAACCUCCAGAAUAUGAUGGUGGGUGCCAUAUUAGCAAUUACAUUGUGGAGAAACGAGACACUACCACAACAACCUGGGACAUAGUAUCUGCAGCAGUUGCAAGAACAUCAAUUAAAGUAUCACGACUUACUACCGGUUCUGAAUAUCAGUUCCGUAUUAGCGCAGAAAAUCGUUACGGGAAGAGCACACAUGUUAAUUCUCCAUCUGUUGUGGCAGAAUAUCCAUUUAAGCCCCCAGGACCUCCUGGUACUCCUCAUGUGGCACAUGCAACUAAAGCUUUCAUGAUUGUAACUUGGCAGGUACCAGUUAACGAUGGAGGUAGCAGAGUACUAGGAUAUCACUUGGAACGUAAAGAAAGAAGCAGCAUUCUUUGGGCAAAAGUCAACAAAAGUCUUAUAACUGAUACACAGAUGAAAGUUACAGGUCUUGAUGAAGGUCUGAUGUAUGAAUAUCGUGUGUAUGCUGAAAACAUUGCAGGCAUAGGCAAAUGCAGUAAAUCAUGUGAACCAGUUGCUGCAAGAGAUCCGUGUGAUCCUCCUGGUCAACCAGAAGUUACUAAUAUUACAAGAACAAGUGUCUCACUGAAAUGGACUAAACCAGAAUAUGAUGGUGGAGCUAAAGUAACAGGAUAUAUUAUUGAGCGCAGAGAGAUUCCAGAUGGUCGCUGGUUAAAGUGUAAUUUCACAAAUGUGCAAGAAACAUACUUUGAUGUAGGUGGACUUACAGAAGACCAGCGUUACGAAUUCCGUGUGAUUGCAAAGAAUGCUGCUGGACUCUUCAGUCAGCCAUCUGAAUCAACCGGACCUGUGACUGUAAAAGAUGAUGUAGAAGCUCCAAGAAUUAUGAUGGAUGUCAAAUUCAGAGAUGUUGUAGUUGUGAAAGCUGGAGAAGUGUUUAAAGUCAAUGCUGAUAUUGCAGGGCGGCCAAUACCAGUAAUUUCAUGGACAAAAGAUGGCAAAGAACUUGAGGGAAAAGCUAGAGUUGAAAUAGCCUCAACAGACUACGCUACUGCAAUAACAGUUAAGGACUGUAUCCGAGGUGAUUCAGGACAGUAUGUACUAACAUUACAAAAUGUUGCAGGAACAAAAUCUUUGGCAAUUAAUUGCAAAGUACUUGACAGACCUGGCCCACCAGCAGGCCCACUAGAAAUAACUGGCCUUACUGCUGAAAAGUGUCAUUUAUCAUGGGGACCUCCUCAAGAGAAUGGAGGUGCAGAUAUUGAUUAUUAUGUUGUAGAAAAACGUGAGACCAGCAGAAUUGCAUGGACAAUUUGUGAAGGAGAGCUUAAGACAACAUCCUGUAAAGUGACAAAACUGCUGAAGGGUAAUGAGUAUAUUUUUAGAGUGAUGGGAGUUAACAAAUAUGGUGUUGGUGAGCCUCUAGAAAGUGUUGCUGUCAAAGCCUUAGACCCAUUUACAGUUCCAAGUCCACCUACUUCUUUGGAGAUCACCAGUGUAAGCAAAGAUUCAAUAACUUUGUGCUGGGCAAGACCUGAGUCUGAUGGAGGCAAUGAGAUCUCUGGCUACGUAAUUGAAAGACGUGAGAAAACUAGCCUAAGAUGGAUACGUGUAAACAAAAAGCCGGUAUAUGAUUUAAGAGUGAAAUCAUCUGGUCUCCGUGAAGGAUGUGAAUAUGAAUUCCGAGUUUAUGCAGAAAAUGCUGCUGGUCUCAGCCUUCCAAGCCAAAGCACACCAUUAAUUCGGGCAGAAGAUCCAAUCUUCUUGCCCUCUCCCCCAUCUAAACCAAAGAUUAUGGAUUCCACAAGGUCAAAUAUCACAAUUGGGUGGACAAAGCCACUGUUUGAUGGAGGCGCUCCAGUAACUGCAUACACAGUUGAAUACAAGAAAACUGAUGAAACUGACUGGACAACUGCUAUUCAGAACUUAAGAGGUACAGAGUACACCAUAAGUGGGUUAGUGUCUGGCUCUGAAUAUGUCUUCAGAGUGAAAUCCAUCAACAAAAUGGGUGUCAGUGAACCAAGUGACAGCUCAGAACCUCACUUGGCAAAAGAAAGAGAGGAAGAACCUGCUUUCGAUAUUGACAGUGAAAUGCGAAAGACACUAACUGUAAAGGCUGGUGAAUCAUUCACAAUGACAGUUCCUUUCAGAGGCAAACCAGUCCCAAAUGUAACAUGGAACAAACCAGAUACUGAUCUCCGUACACGAGCAAGCAUUGAUGUUUCAGAUAAUCGCACAUCUCUUACUAUUGAAAAGGCAACAAGAAAUGAUUCUGGAAAAUACACGUUAACGUUACAAAACGUCCUGAACACUGUUACCUUGACUUUAGUUGUCAAAGUUCUUGACACUCCUGGCCCGCCAUCUCAUGUAACAACAAAAGAUGUAACUAAAGAAUCUGCUGUGUUAUCUUGGGAUGUUCCUGAUAACGAUGGUGGGGCACCUGUGAAGAACUACGUCAUUGAAAAACGAGAAGCUAGCAAGAAAGCAUGGGUCACUGUGACGAAUAAUUGUCAUCGCCUGUCAUAUAAAGUAACUGGUUUACAAGAAGGUGCCAUUUACUACUUCAGAGUUUCUGGAGAGAAUGAGUAUGGUGUUGGAGUGCCUUCUGAGACCAAGGAGGGAACUAAAAUAACAGAAAAACCCAGCCCACCAGAAAAACUUGGAGUGACAAACGUCACAAAGGACAGUGUUUCUCUGUCAUGGCUAAAACCAGAACAUGAUGGUGGAAGCAGAAUUGUGAGCUACCUCAUUGAGGCUCUUGAGAAAGGACAGCAGAAAUGGGUUAAGUGUGCAGUUGUAAAGACAACUCAUCAUGUUGUCCAUGGUCUUAAGGAGAAUGUUGACUAUUUCUUCAGAGUGUCUGCAGAAAACCAAGCAGGGUUAAGUGAUCCUAAGGAACUACUUCUUCCUGUUACAGUUAAAGAACAAUUAGAAUCUCCUGAGAUUGACAUGAAGGGCUUCCCUCACAACACUGUGUAUGUUCGGGCAGGUUCAAACCUGAAAGUUGAAAUUCCAGUUUCUGGAAAACCAUUGCCAAAGGUGACAUUGUCUAGAGAUGGCGCACCAAUCAAACCCACCUUGAGAUUUCACACAGAAACGACAGCAGAAAGUUUCAUUGUUAACCUUAAAGAAAGUGUGGCUGCUGAUGCUGGCAGAUAUGAUAUUACUGCUGCUAAUUCGAGUGGCACCACAAAGUCAUUCAUUAAUAUUGUUGUGCUGGAUAGACCAGGUCCUCCUGUUGGUCCUGUUGUCCUUAGUGAUAUCACUGAGGAGAGUGUAACACUCAGAUGGCAGCCACCAGCUUAUGAUGGCGGAAGUCAAGUUACCAACUAUAUUGUACUGAAAAGAGAAACAAGUACCGCUGCCUGGUCUGAGGUCUCUGCAACCGUUGCUAGAACUGUUAUUAAAGUCAUGAAACUCACAACAGGAGAAGAAUACCAAUUCCGCAUCAAAGCUGAGAACCGCUUUGGCAUCAGCGAUCACGUUGACUCACAAUGUGUAGUUGUCAAACUUCCUUACACUACCCCUGGUCCUCCUUCCACACCGUGGGUCACUAGCGUCACCCGAGAGAGUAUUACAGUCGGAUGGCACGAACCAGUCACUAAUGGUGGCAGCCCUGUCAUUGGAUACCACUUGGAAAUGAAGGACAGGAAUAGUAUAUUAUGGCAGAAGGCUAACAAGACCCUCAUUCGCACAACUCACUUUAAAGUCACCACCAUCAGUGCCGGCCUUAUCUAUGAAUUUAGAGUUUAUGCUGAAAAUGCAGCUGGCAUUGGAAAAGCAAGUCAUCCUUCUGAUCCGGUCCUUGCAAUUGAUGCUUGUGAACCACCAAGAAAAGUUCGUGUCUCAGAUAUUUCCAAGACUGCUAUUACUUUGUCAUGGCAGAAGCCAGCAUUUGAUGGUGGUAGCAAGAUCACUGGAUACAUUGUAGAAAAACGUGAUCUACCAGAUGGCAGAUGGUCAAAAGCUAGUUUCACCAAUGUUAUUGAGACUCAGUUCACAGUAUCUGGUCUGACACAGAAUUCCCAGUAUGAAUUCCGAGUCUUUGCCAAGAAUGCUAUUGGUUCCAUUAGUAAUCCAUCAGACGUUGUGGGUCCUGUUACCUGUGUUGAUACAUAUGGUGCACCUGAAAUCGAUGUGCCACCAGAAUAUACAGAAGUAGUGAAAUACAAAGCAGGAACUUCUAUUAAGCUAAAACUAGGCAUUUCAGGAAAGCCUAUACCAACAAUUGAAUGGUUCAAAAAUGGCAAUGAGCUGCAAAGCAGUUCACUACUGUCUAUCGAGAACACAACAGAAUUUGCUUCUAUACUCAUCAAGGAUGCAACCCGACUUAACAGUGGCACCUAUGAACUAAAACUGAAGAAUGCCAUGGGAUCAGCCUCAGCCCAUGUGCGAUUACAGAUACUCGACAAACCUGGACCCCCAACUGGACCAAUACAGUUUAAGACAGUCACUGCAGAAAAGAUCACAAUAAUGUGGGACCCUCCAGCAGAUGAUGGUGGUGCACCUGUAACACACUAUGUUGUUGAAAAGCGGGAGACAAGUCGUGUUGUAUGGUCUUUAGUUUCUGAGAAAGAGGAGGGGUGUAUUAUAACUACAACAAAAGUUGUCAAAGGAAAUGAAUAUGUGUUCCGUGUCCGUGGUGUGAACAAGUUUGGAGUUGGUGAUUCCUUGGAGUCUGAACCAGUUAUAGCCAAAAACUCAUUUGUUGCACCUGGACCACCUGGUGUACCAGAAGUCACAAUGAUAACCAAGAAUUCUAUGACUGUUGUCUGGAGUAGGCCCACUGUUGAUGGAGGUAGCGAAAUAUCAGGAUAUUUUCUUGAGAAGCGUGACAAGAAGAGUCUUAGCUGGUUCAAGGUUACUAAGGAAACCAUUCGUGACACCAGACAGAAAGUAACAGGUCUGACUGAAAACAGUGAAUAUCAUUUCCGAGUCUGUGCUGUCAAUGCGGCUGGACAAGGUCCAUUCUGUGAAGCAUCUGACUUCUACAAAGCUGUAGAUCCUGUUGAUAAGCCAGGCUCACCAACAAAAUUGAAGGUUGUGGAUACAACUAAGACAUCUGUCACCCUUGGCUGGAUUAAACCUACUUAUGAUGGAGGAAGCCCGAUUACCAGCUAUGUGGUUGAGAAAAGGGAAGGUGAAGAGCAAGAAUGGACUAUAGUCAGCUCUAAGGGAGAAGUGAGAACAACUGAAUAUGUUGUAUCCCACCUUCAGCCAAGCGUUAAUUAUUAUUUCCGCGUCUCUGCUAUAAAUUGUGCUGGACAAGGAGAGCCAAUUGAAAUGACAGAGCCUGUUCAAGCUAAAGAUAUUCUCGUGGCACCAGAGAUUGAUCUGGAUGUUGCCCUCCGGACCUCUAUCAUUGCUAAAGCAGGUGAAGAUGUGGAAAUAAUGAUUCCAUUCAAAGGAAGACCUCCUCCAACUGUCACAUGGAGAAAGGGUGACAAAAAUCUCGGAACUGAUGAAAAAUAUAUCAUCCAGAAUACAGAAUCAUCAACAUUACUUUCUAUUCCUCAAGUUACCCGAGAUGACACAGGAAAAUAUGUUCUUACAAUUGAAAAUGGAGUUGGAGAACCCAAAUCAUCAUUUGUGAAUGUGAAGGUACUUGACACACCAUCUGCCUGCCAGAAGCUGCAGCUUAAGCAUGUUUCUCGUGGCACAGUUACACUGGUAUGGGAGCCACCUCUCAUUAAUGGUGGUUCUGAAAUAACAAAUUAUGUUGUUGAAAAAAGAGAUGCUACAAAGAGGGCCUGGUCAACUGUAACAACAAAGUGUUCUCAAACUACCUUUAAGCUAACUAACCUGUCAGAAAAGACUGCGUUCUUCUUCCGUGUUCUUGCUGAAAAUGAAAUUGGACUGGGUGAGCCUUGUGAGACAUCUGAACCAGUGAAAGCUGCAGACGUACCAGGACCUAUAAAAGACCUUGCCAUGAAAGAUUCUACAAAAACUUCUGUUAAAUUGCAUUGGAGCAAACCGGACUAUGAUGGUGGUAGCAUUAUAUCAGACUACAUUAUUGAAAAGAAACUGCAGGAGGAAAAGGAAUGGACAUACGCAGGCACAAGCAAGAGCUGUGAAUUUGAAGUUGAAAGACUUAAAGAGCUGUCUGUCAUGGAAUUCAGAGUCUUUGCAAAAAAUGAAAAAGGCAUGAGUGAUGGUGUUACUGUUGGACCCAUUACAGUGAAAGAAUAUAUAAUAACACCAGAAGCUGACCUUUCUGACAUUCCUGGAGGUCAAAUCACUGUGCGAAUUGGGCAUAACCUUCACAUUGAACUGCCCUAUAAGGGUAAACCUAAGCCAUCAAUGAGCUGGCUGAAGGACAACCUCCCUCUUAAAGAAACUGAACAUCUUCGUUUCAAGAAAACUGAAAACAAGAUAAGCUUAAGUAUCAAGAAUGUGAAAAAGGAGCAUGGUGGCAAAUAUACUUUGAUUCUUGAUAAUGUUGUCUCCAGAAAAACAUUUACAAUCACUGUCAUCACUCUUGGUCCACCAUCUAAGCCAAAAGGACCCUUAAGACUAGAUGAAGUCAAAGCAGAUAGUGUAGUUUUGUCAUGGGAAGCUCCUGAAGAUGAUGGGGGAGGUGAAAUUACUGGCUACAGUAUUGAGAAAAGAGAAACUUCUCAAAUGAACUGGAAGCUGGUGUGCUCGAGUGCUGCUAGAACAACUUUCAAAGUACCAAACCUCGUUAAAGACACUGAAUAUCAGUUUAGAGUCCGUGCAGAAAACAGAUACGGAGUAAGCCCACCUCUUGUCUCAGCAGAUGUUGUGGCAAAGCAUCAAUUCAGAACACCAGGUGCACCAGGCAAGCCUGUUGUAUACAAUGUAACUGCUGAUGGAAUGACCAUAGCGUGGGAUGCUCCUGCUUAUGAUGGUGGUUCAGAAAUCAUUGGCUACCACGUUGAAAAGAAGGAGAGAAACAGUAUUUUGUGGCAGAAGGUUAAUGUUGCAUUAAUAUCUAACAGAGAAUACAGGAUUACUGGGCUAGUUGAGGGUCUGGAUUACCAGUUCCAAGUGUAUGCAGAAAACACUGCCGGUCUAAGCCGAGCCAGCGAGCCAAGCAAGUUUACUUUGGCAGUCUCUCCAGUAGAUCCACCUGGUACUCCUGAUUACAUUGAUGUCACCAGAGAAACAGUCACUCUUAAAUGGACCCCCCCACUGCGUGAUGGAGGCAGUAAGAUUGUGGCCUACAGUAUUGAGAAGCGGCAAGGAAGUGAAGACCGGUGGCUGAGAUGUAACUUUACUGAUGUCAGUGAAUGCCAAUAUACAGUUACAGGACUUAGUCCAGGUGAUCGAUAUGAAUUCAGAGUGCUUGCAAGAAAUGCUGUUGGUACCAUCAGCCCACCUUCACAGUCUUCAGGCUAUAUCAUGACCAGAGAUGAAAAUGUUGCUCCAACAAUUGAAUUUGGCCCUGAGCACUUUGAAGGCCUAACUGUUAAAGCUGGAGAGAGCAUUAGACUUAAAGCUUUAAUUAAAGGACGUCCAGUACCUAAGGUGACAUGGUUUAAGGAUGGCAAGGAGAUUGAAAAAACAAUGAGUAUAGAAAUAACUACAGGUAUUGGAUAUAGCACAAUCUUCAUUAGAGAUGCUACCCGGGAUCAUCGUGGAGUGUACACAGUAGAAGCCAAAAAUGCAUCAGGCACUAAACGAGAAGAUAUUACAUUCAGAAUACAAGACACGCCAGGAAAAGUCGGUGGACCAAUACGAUUCACAAACAUCACUGGAGAAAAAGUGACAUUAUGGUGGGAGCCUCCUGCUAAUGAUGGUUGUGCUUCUAUUUCCCACUACAUCAUUGAAAAGCGUGAAACCAGCAGGAUUGCAUGGGCAUUAGUUGAUGACAAGUGUGAAGCUUGCAGCUACACUGCACUUAAAUUAAUUAAAGGCAAUGAGUACCAGUUCCGUGUCUCUGCAGUAAACAAAUUUGGAGUUGGCAGACCAUUGGAGUCUGAUCCAGUUGUAGCACAAAUACCUUACACUCUUCCUGAUGCCCCAGGAACACCAGAGCCCACUAACGUAACAGGAGACAGUAUCACUCUGACAUGGGCAAGACCAAAGUCAGAUGGUGGAAGUGAGAUAAAUGAAUAUAUUCUAGAAAGGAGAGAAAAGAAGAGCAUGCGCUGGGUUAAAGUGAUCAGUAAGAGGCCCAUUGCUGAGAACAGAUACAGAGUAACUGGCCUUAUUGAAGGCAACGAAUAUGAAUUCCAUGUCAUGGCUGAAAAUGCUGCAGGAGUUGGACCUCCAAGUGAUGUUUCAAAGCUAAUUAAAUGCAGAGAACCAGUUAGCCCACCUAGUGCACCUAAUGUCGUAAAGGUGACGGAUACAUCAAAGACUAGUGUAAGCUUAGAGUGGACCAAACCAGUUUUUGAUGGCGGUAUGGAAAUAAUUGGAUACAUUAUUGAGAUGUGCAAAGCUGAUCUAGAAACAUGGCAGAAAGUCAAUGCAGAGACUGUUCUUGCUACUAAAUAUACCGUGGUUGAUCUGGAGGCAGGAGAACACUAUAAAUUCAGAGUGAGUGCAGUCAAUGGUGCUGGCAAAGGAGAAAGCUGUGAAGUUCCUGCAUCAGUCCAAACUGUAGACAGGCUUUCUGCACCUGAAAUUGACAUUGAUGCAAACUUCAAGCAGACUCACAUUGUGAGAGCAGGUGCAAGUAUUCGCCUAUUUAUUGCCUUCUCUGGAAGACCUGUUCCUACUGCUGUGUGGUCCAAAGCAGAUGCAAAUCUGAGCUUGCGUGCUGACAUUCAAACCACUGACUCAUUUAGCACAUUGACUGUGGAGGAAUGCAAUAGAAACGAUGCUGGCAAAUAUGUCUUUACUGUGGAAAACAACAGUGGAAGUAAGUCAAUUACAUUUACUGUCAAGGUGUUGGACACUCCUGGUCCACCUGGUCCUAUUACAUUUAAGGAUGUGACCCGAGGAUCUAUUACUUUAAUGUGGGAUGCUCCUGUACUGGAUGGAGGUUCACGUAUUCAUCACUACAUUGUGGAAAAACGGGAAGCAAGCCGUCGUAGCUGGCAAGUGGUGAGUUCAAAAUGCACUCGACAAAUCUUUAAGGUCACUGAUCUGGCAGAAGGUGUUCCAUAUUACUACCGAGUGUCAGCAGAAAAUGAAUAUGGCGUAGGUGAACCUUGUGAGUUGACGGAACCAAUUGUAGCCACUGAAGAACCUGCACCACCUAAGAGAUUAGAUAUUGUUGAUACUACCAAAUCUUCUGUAGUUUUAGCUUGGCUUAAACCUGACCAUGAUGGUGGUAGUCGUGUUACUGGAUACCUUCUUGAAAUGAAACAGAAAGGCUCUGACAAAUGGAUUCCGGCUGGUCAAACCAAGCAACUUACUUUCACUGUUGAAGGCCUUGUGGAAAACACUGAAUAUGAGUUCCGGGUCAAGGCAAAGAACGAUGCUGGCUACAGUGAGCCAAGAGAAGCUUUCUCUUCUGUUAUUAUUAAAGAGCCACAGAUUGAACCAACAGCAGAUCUCAGUGAAAUAAGCAGACAACUCAUAACAUGCAAGGCUGGAAGCACUUUUACUAUUGAUAUACCAAUUAGUGGCCGCCCAGCUCCAAAAGUGACAUGGAAACUUGAGGAGAUGAGGCUGAAGGAAACUGAGAGAGUUACCAUCAAGACAACAAAAGACAGAACCACACUGACUGUAAAGGACAGUAUGAGAGGCGACUCUGGGAAAUACUACCUCACGCUUGAAAACACUGCUGGCGUGAAAACAUUCACUGUCACAGUGGUAGUCAUAGGACGGCCAGGUCCAGUCACUGGCCCAAUUGAAAUAUCAUCGGUCUCUGCUGAAUCCUGUGUGUUGACCUGGAAAGAACCUGAAGACGAUGGUGGCAGUGAUAUUACAAACUACAUUGUAGAGAAACGUGAAUCUGGCACAACAGCAUGGCAGCUGGUAAAUUCGAGUGUAAAACGUACACAGAUCAAAGUCACCCGUCUCACAAAAUACCAGGAGUACAGUUUUCGAGUAAGCUCAGAAAACAGAUUUGGAGUCAGCAAACCCCUUGAAUCAAAAACUGUAGUUGCUGAACAUCCAUUUGUCCCACCAAGCCCACCUUCAAGGCCAGAAGUCUAUUCCGUGUCUGCAAAUGCCAUGGCAAUUCGUUGGGAGGAACCCUAUCAUGAUGGUGGCAGCAAAGUCAUUGGAUACUGGGUUGAAAAGAAAGAGCGCAACACCAUCCUUUGGGUGAAGGAAAAUAAAGUGCCAUGCUGUGAAUGCAACUUCAAAAUCACUGGGCUGGUGGAAGGGCUAGAAUAUCAAUUCAGAACCUAUGCUCUAAAUGCUGCAGGUGUUAGCAAAGCUAGUGAAGCUUCCAGACCUGUAGUGGCUCAAAAUCCAGUUGAUCCACCGGGAAGGCCAGAAGUAACAGAUGUCACCAGAUCUACAGUGUCCCUGAGCUGGUCACCACCACUUUACGAUGGUGGAAGUAAAGUUAUUGGAUACAUCAUUGAACGGAAACCAUAUAAUGAAUCUGGCGAUGGACGCUGGCUGAAAUGCAAUUAUACCAUAGUCUCAGAAAACUUCUUUACAGUGACAGCUCUUGGUGAAGAUGAAGCAUAUGAAUUCCGUGUUCUAGCAAAGAAUGCAGCUGGCGUGAUUAGCAAAGGAUCUGAAUCAACUGGUGCUGUCAUUUGCAAAGAUGAAUACUCACCACCAAAGGCUGAACUCGAUGCCAGGUUGCAGGGAGAAGUUGUAACCAUUAGGGCUGGAUCUGAUCUUGUUCUUGAUGCGGCCAUUGGUGGGAAACCAGAACCAAAAGUCUUCUGGUCCAAAGGAGAUAAGGAAUUGGACCUAUGUGAAAAGAUAUCUCUGCAGUACACCAGCAAACGAGCCAUUGCAAUUAUCAAGUUCUGUGACAGAAGUGAUAGUGGAAAAUAUACUCUAACAGUGAAAAAUGCCAGUGGGACAAAGCAAAUUUCUGUUCUUGUCAAAGUGCUUGAUUCACCAGGUCCAUGCGCAGGAAAAAUCACAGUAAGCAGGAUAACUGAAGAGAAGUGCACUCUGGCGUGGAAUAUUCCUGAGGAGGAUGGAGGUGCACAAAUCACUCACUACAUUGUAGAAAGGCGCGAAACCAGCAGACUUCACUGGGUCAUUGUUGAGGCCGAAUGCCAGACAUUAUCAUGUGUGGUAACAAAACUUAUUAAAAAUAACGAGUACAUCUUCCGUGUCAGAGGUGUCAACAAAUAUGGGCCAGGUGUUCCACUUGAAACAGAACCUAUCAUUGCCAGGAAUGCUUUCACUAUCCCAACACAGCCUGGUACUCCUGAAGAAGUGAGUGUUGGCAAGGAACACAUCAUCAUUCAGUGGACAAAACCAGAAUCAGAUGGUGGCAGUGAGAUUAAGGAUUAUCUUGUAGACAAACGUGAAAGGAAAAGUCUGCGCUGGACACGAGUGAACAGAGAUUACACUAUUUAUGAUACCAGACUGAAAGUUACUGGUCUUAUGGAAGGUGGUCAGUACCAGUUCCGUGUCACUGCAGUGAAUGCUGCUGGAAACAGCGAGCCUAGCGAAGCUUCACAAUAUAUGUUAUGCAAGGAACCAUCAUAUACUCCUGCAGCACCUUCAGCUCCAAGAGUUGUGGACACUACUAUGCACAGCAUAAGUUUAGCGUGGUCAAAGCCCACAUAUGAUGGUGGUGCUGACAUCUUAGGCUACGUUCUUGAGAUGAAGGAAGAAGGUACUGAACAGUGGUACCGACCACAUACAACUCCCACUCUGAGGAAUGCUGAGUUCACCGUAACUGGUCUUAAAACAACCCAGAAAUACCAAUUUAGAGUUGCUGCUACCAAUGUGAAUGGUAUGAGUGAAUUUAGUGAAUCAUCAGCAGAAAUAGAACCUGUGGAAAGAAUAGAAAAACCUGAGCUUGAGCUUGCUGAUGACCUGAGGAAGACAGUAACAGUGAGAGCUGGUGGUUCCCUGCGUCUGAUGGUCUCUGUGUCGGGUAGACCUGCUCCUGUAAUCACAUGGAGCAAGCAGGGUAUUGACCUUGUAAGUCGAGGUAUUAUUGAUACUACAGACAGCUACACUCUACUUAUUGUGGAUAAAGUUAAUCGGUACGAUGCUGGAAAGUAUGUAAUUGAAGCUGAAAAUCAAUCAGGAAAAAAAUCAGCAACUAUUUCUGUGAAAGUGUAUGAUACACCCGGUCCACCAGCUGCAGUGAGAAUUAAGGAAGUAUCAAGAGAUUCUGCAACACUUACUUGGGACAUUCCAACCAUUGAUGGUGGAGCCCCUGUCAGCAAUUAUAUAAUUGAGAAACGUGAAGCUUCCAUGAGAGCUUACAAGACUGUCACUACCAAAUGCAGCAAGACAUUUUAUAGAGUUACUGGACUUCUGGAAGGAGCUUUGUAUUAUUUCAGAGUACUGCCAGAAAAUAUUUAUGGCAUUGGUGAAGCUUGUGAAACAUCUGACGCAGUAUUAGUAUCUGAUGUACCUAUGCCACCACAAAAACUGGAAGUGAUCGACACCACCAAAUCAACUGUUACUCUUGCUUGGGAGAAACCACCACAUGAUGGUGGCAGCAGAUUGACUGGCUAUGUUAUUGAGGCCAGCAAAGCUGGAACAGAAAGAUGGUUGAAGGUAGUGACAGUAAAGCCUACUGUCUAUGAACAUACGAUUAUCUCUCUCAAUGAAGGCGAACAGUACUUGUUCAGGGUCAGAGCACAGAAUCAGAAGGGUGUUUCAGAAGCACGAGAGAUUGUCACAGCAGUAACAGUACAGGACCAAAAAGUUCUGCCGACAAUUGACCUUGCCGGAAUACCUCAGAAGACAAUUCAUGUACCUGCUGGCAAGCCCAUCGAGUUAGCUAUUCCAAUUGGAGGACGGCCACCUCCAGCUGCAUCUUGGUUCUUGGCUGGUUCUAAACUAAAAGAAUCAGAACGCAUCAAAAUGGAGACUGCUGCCAAAAUGGCUAAACUGACAGUUCGUGAGACCACCAUUCAUGACACUGGAGAGUAUACACUUGAACUGAAGAACACAACUGGAACAGUUACUGAUACAGUAAAAGUUAUAAUCCUUGACAAACCUGGACCACCUGUUGGACCUAUCCGAAUUGAUGAAAUUGAUUCAAAUUAUGUAACCAUCUCCUGGGAGCCACCUGAGCUGGACGGUGGAGCUACACUUAGUGGCUAUGUGGUAGAGCAGCGUGACGCUCACCGUCCUGGAUGGCUGCCAGUUUCAGAGUCGGUAACCAGAACAACAUACAAGUUCACCAGGCUUGUUGAAGGUGCAGAAUAUGUGUUCCGUGUGGCUGCUACAAACCGCUUUGGAAUUGGAUCUUACCUGCAGUCUGAGAUUAUAGAAUGCAAGAGCAGAAUUCGUAUCCCUGGCCCUCCUGGCACUCCAGAAGUGUUUGAUGUCUCUCGAGAUGGUAUGACAUUAACUUGGCAUCCUCCAGAUGAUGAUGGUGACUCUCAGAUUACUGGUUAUAUUGUGGAACGCAAAGAAGUUAGAGCAGAUAGAUGGAUUCGUGCAAACAAAGUUCCAGUCACUAUGACUCGUUACCGUUCCACUGGGUUGGUUGAAGGAUUAGAAUACGAACACCGCAUCACAGCAAUCAAUGCAAGAGGUGCUGGGAAACCCAGUCGUCCUUCCAAGUCUGUUGUUGCCAGGGAUCCAAUUGCUCCUCCAGGGAAACCUCAGAAUCCAAGAGUCACUGACACUACAAGAACAUCUGUCUCUCUGGCUUGGAGUCCACCAGAAGAUGAAGGUGGCUCUAAAGUCACCGGCUACUUGAUUGAGAUGCAGAAGAUAGAUCAAUUUGAAUGGACCAAAUGCAAUACCACUCCCACCAAGAUUCGUGAAUACACUUUGACACAUCUACCACAAGGUGCAGAGUACAGAUUCCGCGUGCUAGCCUGUAACGCUGGUGGGCCAGGAGAACCUGCUGAAGUGCCAGGAACGGUCAAAAUUACAGAAAUGCUUGAAUAUCCUGACUUUGAACUUGAUGAAAAAUACCAGGAAGGUCUCAUGGUGAGACAAGGUGGAGUUAUCAGGCUUACAAUACCCAUUAAGGGUAAGCCCAUUCCGGUAUGCAAAUGGACCAAAGAAGGACAUGACAUCAGCAAAAGGGCCAUGAUUGCAACCUCCGAAACUCACACAGAACUUGUGAUCAAAGAUGCAGAAAGAGAAGAUUCUGGCACCUACGAUCUGGCACUUGAAAACAAGUGUGGCAAAAAAGCUGUGUAUAUUAAAGUCAGAGUGAUUGGCAUUCCAAAUCCACCAGAAGGGCCUCUUGAGUAUGAUGAUAUACAAGCUCGUUCUGUCAGAGUAAGCUGGAGACCUCCUACAGAUGAUGGUGGUGCAGAUAUACUAGGUUAUGUUGUUGAGAGACGAGAAGUACCAAAGACUGCCUGGUACACUGUUGAUUCUAGAGUAAAAGGGACAUCUUUGGUGGUGAAAGGUCUAAAAGAAAAUGUGGAAUAUCACUUCCGUGUUUCUGCGGAAAAUCAUUUUGGCAUUAGCAAAUCUCUCAAAUCUGAAGAACCAGCUGUACCAAAGACACCACUGAAUCCUCCGGAGCCUCCAAACAACCCACCUGAAGUGCUUGAUGUCACAAAGAGUUCAGUUAACUUGUCCUGGUCCAGACCUAAAGAUGAUGGUGGUUCUCGUGUAACUGGGUACUACAUUGAACGUAAGGAGACAUCUACAGAAAAAUGGGUCCGGCAUAACAAAACGCAGAUCACUACUACAAUGUACACAGUCACGGGACUUGUUCCAGAUGCUGAAUAUCAGUUCCGUGUUGUUGCUCAAAAUGAAAUUGGUGAAAGUGAAGCAAGUCCUGCUUCUGAACCAGUUGUAUGCAAGGAUCCAUUUGACAAACCAAGCCAACCUGGAGAAAUUGAGAUCACUUCGAUAUCGAAGGACAGCAUUACAAUGGAAUGGGAACGACCUGAAAGUGAUGGUGGCAAAGAGAUCCUUGGAUACUGGGUUGAAUAUCGACAGUCUGGAGAAAGCACCUGGAAAAAAUGCAAUAAAGAACUCAUCAAGGACAGACAGUUUACAGUAGGAGGUUUAUUGGAGGCCACAGAAUAUGAAUUCCGUGUUUUUGCAGAAAAUGAGACUGGCCUCAGCAGACCUCGAAGGACUGCUAUGGCAGUGAAAACUAAAUUAACAUCUGGAGAAGCACCUGCCAUAAGAAAAGAAAUGCAGGAUGUUACAACUAAACUGGGUGAAGCAGCUCAGCUGACAUGCCAGAUUGUUGGGAGACCUCUUCCUGAUAUUAAAUGGUACCGCUUUGGCAAAGAAUUGGUGCAGAGCCGAAAAUACAAAAUGUCAUCUGAUGGACGCAACCAUACACUGACAGUAUUAACAGAUGAACAAGAGGAUGAAGGUCUCUACACUUGUAUGGCUACCAACGAUGUCGGAGAAAUUGAAACUAGUGGCAAGCUAUUGUUACAGGCUCCUCCUCAGUUCCAUCCUGGCUUCCCAUUGAAAGAGAAAUACUAUGCUGGUGCUGGUGGCACUCUCCGCCUUCACGUUGUGUAUAUUGGCCGACCAGUACCAGCAAUAACUUGGUUCCAUAGCAACAAACCUCUGAGAGGAUCCGAAUCAGUUACUAUUGAGAACACAGAGCACUAUACUCAUCUUGCAAUUAAGAAUGUCCAGCACAAAACUCAUGCUGGGAAGUACAAAGUGCAACUCAGUAACACGUUUGGAACAGUUGACACCGUACUUAAUGUGGAAAUACAAGAUAAGCCAGAUAAACCAGAAGGGCCGAUCGUUAUAGAAUCUGUACUAAAGAACUCUGUGGUGAUUAGCUGGAAACCACCAGAGGACGAUGGAGGUGCUAUGAUAACAAAUUACGUCAUAGAGAAACGUGAAGCCAAGGAAGGAGCAGAAUGGGAACUUGUAUCUUCAAGCAUUUCAGGCACAACUUGUAGAAUUGUUAAUCUAACUGAAAACGCAGGCUAUUAUUUCCGUGUUUCUGCUCAGAAUACAUAUGGAAUUAGUGAAGCACUGGAAGUCUCAUCAGUUGUUAUUAUGAAGCCUCCAUUUGAAAAACCGGGACAACCUGGUCAGCCAGUUGCAAGUGCUAUCACAAAAGAUUCUUGUGUUGUCUCAUGGAAGCCACCUGCGAGUGAUGGAGGUGCAAAGAUCAGAACAUACUAUCUUGAGAAGCGUGAGAAGAAACAAAACAAGUGGAUUUCUGUAACAACAGAUGAAAUUCGUGAAACUGUAUUCUCUGUGAAAGACCUUAUUGAAGGCCUUGAAUACGAGUUCCGUGUAAAAUGUGAAAAUCUAGGUGGUGAAAGCGAGUGGAGUGAGGUAUCACAACCAGUCAUUCCAAAAUCUGAUGUACCAAUUCAAGCUCCGCAUUUCAAGGAAGAACUAAGAAACCUGAAUGUGAAAUUUCAAGCUAAUGCCACAUUUGUCUGCAAAGUCACUGGUCAUCCUAAACCAGUCGUCAAAUGGUACAGGCAGGGCAAAGAAAUCAUGCCGGAUGGUGAAAAGAUCAAAAUACAGGAAUUCAAGGGUGGAUACCACCAGCUAAUCAUUACAAAUGUAACAGAUGAUGAUGCCACAGUAUAUCAAGUUAGAGCUACCAAUCAAGGAGGAUCAGUGUCUGGCACUGCCUCUUUGGAUGUUGAAGUUCCUGCAAAGAUUCACUUGCCCAAAAACCUGGAAGGUAUGGGAGCCGUUCAUGCCCUCCGAGGGGAAGUAGUGAGCAUCAAGAUCCCAUUCAGUGGCAAGCCUCCCCCUGUGAUCACAUGGCAGAAGGGACAGGAUCUCAUUGAUACUAAUGGACAUUACCAAGUCAUUGUUACAAGAUCAUUCACAUCUCUUGUUUUCCCAAAUGGUGUUGACAGAAAAGAUGCAGGUUUUUACAUUGUUUGUGCCAAAAACAGAUUUGGAAUUGAUCAAAAAACAGUUGAAUUAGAUGUGGCUGAUGUGCCUGAUCCACCAAGAGGUUUGAAAGUAACAGACAUUUCGAGGGAUUCAGUCAACUUAACCUGGAUUGAACCAGCCACUGAUGGUGGGAGCAGGAUCGUAAACUACAUUAUUGAGAAACGUGCUACAACAGCAGAGCGAUGGAUUCGUGUUGCACAAGCUCGUGAGACACGAUACACAGUAGUGAACCUAUUUGGCAAGACCACCUAUCAGUUCCGUGUAAUUGCAGAAAACAAGUUUGGCCAAAGCCAGCCUUCUGAACCUACUGAUCCAAUUAUAACAAAGGAAGAUAAGACUAGAGUAAUGAACUAUGAUGAAGAGGUUGAUGAAACCAGAGAAGUCACCACAGCUAAAGCUGCUCACUAUUCUACAAAGGAACUCUACGACAAAUACAUGAUUGCAGAAGAGCUUGGACGUGGGCAGUUUGGCAUUGCACACCGCUGUGUUGAGGCAGUUUCAAAGAAGACUUACCUGGCUAAGUUUGUCAAAGUAAAAGGUGCUGACCAAGUUUUGGUAAAGAAAGAAAUUUCUAUUCUAAACAUUGCUAGGCACCGAAAUAUCCUGUAUCUUCACGAAUCGUUUGAGAGUCUUGAAGAAUUGGUCAUGAUCUUUGAAUUCAUUUCGGGAGUCGAUAUCUUUGAAAGAAUCAGCACAGCUUCAUUUGAACUGAAUGAAAGAGAAAUAGUAAGUUAUGUACGCCAGGUCUGUGAUGCACUAGAAUUCUUACAUCGCCACAGCAUUGGACAUUUUGAUAUCAAACCAGACAAUAUUAUUUAUUUCACAAGAAGGAGCUCUGUAGUAAAAAUUGUCGAAUUUGGUCAAGCCAGACAACUGAAGCCUGGAGACAGCUUUAGACUCCAGUUCACUUCACCUGAAUAUUAUGCACCUGAAGUACAUCACCAUGAUCUGGUCAGCACAGCAACUGACAUGUGGUCAGUUGGUGCUCUAACCUACAUACUUCUCAGCGGCAUUAAUCCUUUCAUUGCUGAAACAAAUCAACAAGUUAUUGAAAAUAUUCUAAAUGCUGAAUACAAUUUUGAUGAUGAAGCAUUCAAAGACAUAAGCAUUGAGGCUAUGGACUUCAUCGAUCGCCUGUUAGUAAAGGAAAGAAAAGCUCGAAUGACAGCUGCUGAAGCACUUAAUCACACGUGGCUUAAACAGAAAACAGAGAAGACCAGCACUAAAACCAUCAAGACCUUAAGACACAGGCGUUACUACCACACUCUAGUAAAGAAGGAGUGGAACACAGUUGUGUCAGUAGCCCGUAUUUCCUGUGGAGGUGCAAUUAGAUCUCAGAAAGGUGUAACAGUGGCCAAAGUUAAAGUUGCUCCAAUAGACAUUGGUCCCAUUGCUGGGCAGAUAAACCAUGCUGCUGCAGAAGAAGGAGGGCAUGCCAAAUACGUGUGUAAGAUUGAAAACUAUGAUCAGUCCACACAGGUCACCUGGUACUUCGGUAUGAGGCAACUAGAAAACAGUGAGAAAUAUGAAAUCAAUUAUGAAGAAGGUGUGGCAACAAUGUAUGUCAAAGAUGUUUCUAAAUCAGACGAUGGAACCUACAGAUGCAAGGUUGUAAACGACUACGGUGAAGACAGCUCUUAUGCAGAACUUUUUGUUAAAGGUGUGAGAGAAAUGUCUGAGCACUACAGAUGUAGAGCUGUUAGGAAAGUGAAACGCCGGGUUGAUGCAAUGAGACUCUUAGAGCGUCCACCAGAAUUUACUUUGCCUUUGUAUAAUCGCACUGCAUAUGUUGGAGAAAAUGUCAGGUUUGGUGUAACUAUAACAGUCCACCCAGAACCUCGAUUGACGUGGUUCAAAUCGGGCCAGAGAAUCAAACCUGGUGAUGACGAUAAGUAUACUUUUGAAUCAGACAAAGGUCUUUACCAACUCAUCAUCAAUAAAGUCACUGAAGAGGACGAUGCUGAAUACAGUAUUAUAGCACGCAAUAAAUAUGGGGAAGACAGCUGCAAAGCUAAGCUGACUGUGAUUCCGCAUCCACCUCCAGCAGAUACUACGCUGAGACCAAUGUUUAAAAGGCUGCUGGCCAAUGCUGAAUGCCAAGAAGGCCAAAAUGUCAGUUUUGAGAUCAGGGUAUCUGGUAUACCAAAGCCGACACUGACAUGGGAGAAAGAUGGUCAACCUCUAUCCUUUGGUCCUAACUUUGAUAUAAUUCAUGAAGGUUUAGAUUACUAUGCUUUGCAUAUCAGAGAUACUUUACCAGAAGACAGCGGUUAUUACAGAGUUACUGCUACAAACAGCGCUGGAUCUACAAGCUGCCAGGCUUAUCUAAAAGUCGAACGCCUGAAAUACGUCAAGCGUGAGUACAAGACUGAAGAAGAGCGGGAGAAGCAUGUACAAAGGCAAAUUGACAAGACCUUAAGAAUGGCAGAGAUCCUUUCUGGGGUUGAAGCUGUUCCAUUGACACAAACUGCACAAGAGGCUCUCAGAGAAGCUGCUAUCUUAUACAAACCAGCUGUCAGCACUAAGACUGUCAAAGGUGAAUAUGAAAUCAAGAAAGAAGAAAAGAAGGAAGAAAGAAAACUUCGUAUGCCGUAUGAGGUUCCAGAGCCUCGCAAACAUGUGAGCACUACUCUUGAGGAAGAUCAGACCAUUAAACACUUUGUGCCUCUGUCAGAUAUGAAAUGGUACAAGAGGCUGCGAGACCAGUAUGAAAUGCCAGGAAAACUUGAGAGAACUGUUCAGAAACGCCAGAAACGCAUACGUCUUUCCAGGUGGGAGCAGUUCUACGUGAUGCCACUGCCACGCAUUUCUGAUCAGUAUAAGCCUAAAUGGCGCAUACCAAAGCUAACACAAGAUGAUCUUGAAACUGUGAGACCAGCACGUCGGCGUGCACCGUCUCCAGAUUACGAAUUUUACUACAGACCAAGGAGGCGGUCACUUGGUGAUUUAUCUGAUGAGGAAUUACUCCUGCCUAUUGAGGACUAUUUAGCCAUGAAGAGAACUGAAGAGGAAAGACUGCGCCUCGAAGAAGAGCUCGAGCUAGGCUUUUCUGCUUCCCCACCAAGUAGAAGCCCUCCACGCUUUGAGCUGUCUGCGCUUCGGUACUCGACUGCAGGAACACAGGUCCAGUCAGAGGAAGAAAGAAAGAGAGAGCUGAGGUAUUCCAGCUACCAUAUCCCAACUAAAGCUGACACAAGCGCAAGCUAUGCAGAGCUACGUCAGCGCUAUGACAGAGCUGCCUACAGACCCCCCAAACAAAAGCAAAGAAUAAUGGCUGAAAGAGAGGAUGAAGAACUGCUCCGUCCUGUUGGCGCUACUCAGAGACUCUCUGAGUACAAGAGCGAGCUGGAAUAUAUGGCAGAAGAGGAAAAGAGCAGACUUAGGAGAAGGAGGGAAAGAGAAAUAACUGAGAUCACAUCAGAAGAAGAAGAAGAAAUAGAAAUGGUGCAACAUGUUCACAGGGAAUUUUCACCUCCUUCCAGAUUACUAAGGAGAAGAAGAUCCCUUUCUCCAACUUACAUUGAGUUGAUGCGCCCUGUAUCUGAAUUAAUUAGACCCCGUUCACGACCUCCCGAGGAAAGUGAAAGAAGAUCCCCAACACCAGAGAGAACUCGACCACGUUCACCUAGCCCGGUUUCUACUGAAAGAUCACUCUCUCGGUUUGAAAGGAUGGCAAGAUUUGACAUCUUUUCUCGAUAUGAGUCCAUGAAAUCUGCUUUGAAAACACAGAAAACUAUGGAAAGGAAAUACGAAGUCCUAACUCAACAGCCUUUCACCCUUGACCAUGCUCCUCGCAUCACCCUGAGAAUGCGCUCACACCGUGUGCCAUGUGGCCACAACACCAGGUUUAUUCUGAAUGUCCAGUCAAAGCCAACGGCUGAUGUGAAGUGGUACCACAAUGGUAUUGAGCUCCAGGAGAGCAGUAAGAUACAUUUCUCGAAUACCAGCGGGGUAUUAACACUGGAAAUUCUCGACUGCCAUAUUGAUGACAGUGGAACAUACAGGGCUGUAUGCACAAACUACAAAGGAGAAUGUUCUGAUUAUGCAACCUUAGAUGUUACUGGAGGAGAUUACACUACAUACUCUUCCCAGCGGAGAGAUGAAGAAGUACCAAGGUCAAUUUUACCUGACCUGACAAGAACAGAGGCAUAUGCAGUCUCAUCAUUUAAGAAAGCAUCUGCUACAGAAGCAAGUUCCUCAGUAAGAGAGGUCAAAUCAGAAGUGUCAGCAACAAGAGAGUCACUUCUAUCAUAUGAACACCACGCUUCUUCUGAAGAAAAAAUCACUGCCUCAGAAGAGAAAUCACUGGAAGAAAGGACAGUACGUAAGGCAUUUAAGAGCACUCUGCCAGCAACGAUCCUUACAAAACCGCGGUCAAUCACAGUUUCCGAAGGCGAGACUGCAAGAUUUUCAUGUGACGUUGAUGGUGAACCAGCACCAACAAUAACAUGGGUCCGUGCGGGUCAACCUAUUGUUUCUUCCAGGCGCUUCCAAAUAACACGGACGCAGUACAAAUCUACUUUUGAAAUUUCUUUGGUCCAGAUUUCAGAUGAAGGAAGUUACACUGUUGUGGUGGAAAACUCUGAAGGAAGACAGGAAGCGCACUUCACUUUGACCGUUCAAAGAAAAAGAAUCCCUGAAAAAGCAAUUACAUCACCUCCGAGAGUCAAAUCUCCUGAGCCUCGUGUAAAGUCUCCAGAGCCAGUUAAGUCUCCUAAACGAGUGAAAUCUCCCGAACCCGUCAGUGCCCACCCAAAAGCCAAGUCACCACCUGGAGACAAAACAGCACCAGUGGAGAAAUUACCAACUGCUUCUCCUCCAAAGAUAAAAGAGCAACUGAAAGCAGAAACCCUUGGAGAUAAGGUGAAGUUAUCCUGUGCAGUUGAAAGUAGUGCUUUAAGCGUCAGGGAAGUGGCUUGGUAUAAAGACGGCAAAAAACUGAAAGAAGACCGUCAUUUCAAGUUCCAUUAUGCAGCAGAUGGCACAUACGAGCUCAAAAUCCAUGACCUCACAGAAUCUGACAAAGGAGAAUAUACUUGUGAAAUUAUGGGAGAAGGAGGUAUUUCAAAAACUAGCUUCCAGUUUACCGGCCAAGUAUUUAAAAAUAUCCAUUCCCAGGUACGAAGUGUCUCUGAAACUCAUAAAUCAGCUGAGAAAGGAGAUGAAGUACUUACUGUUUCUACCCACAAGAAAUCAUCAGUGGCAGCUGAAGAAAAAGCAGCAAUUGAAGAAGUCAUUAAAAAGUCAAUUGUUACUGAAGAUGUCAAACAAUUGAAAGCAGAAGUUAGAGCUUCUUCGACUCAAAUGACCGUGUCUGAAGGGCAGAAAGUGACUUUGAAAGCCAACAUUCCUGGUGCCUCUGAGGUAAAAUGGGUGCUAAAUGGAAUGGAGCUAAGAAAUUCAGAUGAUUACAGAUAUGGCAUUUCUGGAAGUGAUCACACACUAACUAUCAAGAAGGCUAGUAAUAAAGAUGAAGGUAUACUCACCUGCGAAGGUAAAACUGACGAAGGUGUUAUGAAAUGCCAGUACGUGCUUACCUUGUCCAAAGAGCGCUCAAACGAACCAGCAUUUAUCAUGCAGCCGAAGUCUCAAAAUGUCAAUGAAGGACAAGACGUGUUGUUCACCUGUGAAGUUUCUGGCGAUCCUUCUCCCGAAAUUGAAUGGCUUAGGAAUAAUCAACCUAUUGCUGUUUCAUCACAUAUGAGAGUGACUCGCUCUAAAAACACUUAUUCUCUUGAGAUUCGGAAUGCUGCAGUGAGUGACACUGGAAAAUACACAGUUAAGGCUAAAAAUUACCACGGGCAAUGCUCUGCUACAGCCUCUUUGACUGUAUUCCCUCUAAUUGAAGAACCUCCAAAGGAGGUAGUAUUGAAGACAAGUGGCGACGCAAGCAUGCACGAAAGUUUUUCUUCUCAAUCCUUUCAAAUGGCUGCUUCUAAACAAGAGGCUUCAUUCAGCAGUUUCAGCAGUAGCAGCAUGACUGAAAUGAAAUUUGCAAGCAUGUCUGCCAAAAGCAUGUCCUCCAUGAAAGAAUCCUUUGUAGAGAUGAGCUCCAGCAGUAUUAUGGGGAAAUCUAGUAUGGCUCAACUGGAAAGUUCAACUAGUAAGAUGCUUAAAUCAGGUGUGAGAGGAGUACCACCAAAAAUUGAAGCUCUGCCAUCUGACAUCAGUAUUGAUGAAGGAAAAGUUCUCACAUUAUCUUGUGCUUUUUCGGGUGAACCUGCUCCUGAAAUAACGUGGUACUGCAGAGGGAGAAAAAUUACCAGUCAGGACCAGCAAGGCAGAUUCCACAUUGAAACUAGUGAAGAUCUAACCACCCUGAUCAUCAUGGAUGUCCAGAAGAAUGACGGUGGAAUUUACACUCUGAAUUUAGGAAAUGAAUUUGGUACCGAUUCUGCCACUGUGAAUAUUAAUAUUCGAUCAAUUUAGAAAGCUUGAUCUGUAUUAUUUACACUUGUCUUUUUACAAGUGAUUAAUAUAUGGACUGAUCUGUAAAUAUUAAAAAAAAAAUAUUUUUGUACCUACCUGAAUGAGACAAAGUCCAGAGAUAUACGUUAUGACUUAUAGUCAUUAUUGACCUAAGAAUUUUAAACACUUUUUUCACUGACAUGUACAUACUGUAUAUAGCCGAAGUUAACGGUUAUGAAGUUUUGUACCAUUUGUUUUACGACAUUUUGAAAUGUAACUUUUGGAAUUAACAGUUGGUAGGAGAAAGUUUCCUGGCAAACGACUAUCCUGCUCAACAUUUAACUAAUUUUUGUGCCUCAACUCAUUGUUGAUGUUUAAGAAUGCCUCAACAGGUAGAGGUGCUCCCUGUUGAAGAUUACCUACCACCAAGAGAGGAUACUGUGCAUAGUAUUUCAUACAUGCACAAAUAAUUAUGUUGAAUCAGAAAUGUAAGGCACUAGUGAUAUUUACAUUUACCCUCCUGUAAGUAUUACUUUAAUGUUUUACAUUGGAUCUGAUUAUGUCAUAAUUUCCAUACCUGACUGACAAUUUCUGAACAAAGUGCAAGCGGCCAGCACUUUGUUCGCCCACUGUUUGGGUGCUGCUUCUGACACACUGACUGCCUGAAUGGCUUUAAAAAAGUAACAUCACCUGGCCAUCCCCAUAAUCAACAAAGCCAUUUAGGUACUCAAGUGCAGCAGCAGUACCAACUCUUGGAGGUUUGUAGGGUGCAGUGAUUGAGUUUGUGUAGUAGUAUUAGACACUUAGUAGUCACUUACAGGCAACUAAGCAGUGAACCACAGUUUGAAAACAAGCUGUUGUUAUAUCAGGUAUUGCCCUGCACUUCAAUUUGCUGUAGUUCUUCUAAUGUAGUAUGAAAUCUAAUUGUUAGAUGUUGAACCUCCUUGAGAUAGAAUUGUUCAUUUAAAAUAAAGCAUGCUUUCUGCACCUUAAA
This is a messenger RNA of Lagopus muta (rock ptarmigan), 87799 nucleotides long. RefSeq names its product titin (gene TTN). NCBI's taxonomy places the organism in Eukaryota, Metazoa, Chordata, Aves, Galliformes, Phasianidae. The coding region runs from base 244 to 86826 and encodes 28860 amino acids. The record is from RefSeq and is a predicted model, not a curated record. Gene Ontology annotation, biological process: protein phosphorylation. Gene Ontology annotation, molecular function: protein binding; protein kinase activity; ATP binding. The transcript has 231 exons.